CGUGAAAUGUGUGAAAAUCGUUCGUUGCGUUUGUGAAAGGAAGAGAAGUGGAAAAGAAAAAAUAAAAAGAAAUAUAGUGAAAAUUUUUUAAGUAAAGUUUUUCCAUUGUAAUUCUUACACACGUUCGCUGCUCUGGCUUACUUUUGUGCAUAUCUAAAGCUGUGUGUGUGCUAAGUGUGCUGCUAAUGCUGUGUUGCAUAUGAAAGUUUCGAUUUGCACGAAAAGCAAAUUCAAAUCAAUUCUACAGCAAUAGAAAACAACACAACUAAGAAAUUCACAAAAUAAUUUCAAAAUAAAGUGCAAAAAAUUUACAACAGCAAAAAUUUGCAAAGAAAAGAAAAUUGUGUUCAAGUAAUAGUCGGAGCGCUGUGCGCGAUCUCCAAGCAAAGAUUUUGGAUUUCGAUUUGGAAUUAACUGUGUCUCGAAGCGUGUGUCUCGCUGUGUGUGUGGAGUAGCGCGCGGCCGGUGACAGAAUGUAUUAAAUUCGGAUUCGAUUGCAAGAAAGUUAUGCAAAAAUGAGAAUAUUUUUGCCACUAGUCACGUGGAUAGUGCUACUUUCGAGUACAGUACAUUCACAAAUCAAAACAAUACGAUCGGACCAAGCGCAUUUGAAAAAUAGCCGUUUUGGUGGCGAAGUAUUUUUUCUAAAUCUUGAAGAUGGCUACUUUGGCUGUCAAGUUAAUGAGUCUACAGAUUAUUUACAAUUAUUCGAAUUAUCGAAAUUAUGCGACGGCAGGCGAGAUUGUUUUCUCGGUGCCGAUGAGCUGAGAGAGGAGCUCAAAUGCACAAAUGACUGUGAUAAGGAUGGCACUCAGUGCACGAAUGGUGUUUGCUUAAAUGGCGUUUGCCAUUGCAACGACGGUUUUGGCGGUUGCAAUUGCAGUGAGCGAGAUGAAAACGAGUGCAAAUAUCGUCCAUGCGAUGUGUUUGCGCACUGCAUCAACACGCUUGGCAGCUUCACGUGUACCUGCUUUCCCGGCUAUCACGGCAAUGGGCUUCACUGCGAAGAUAUCGACGAAUGCCAAGAUCCUACGAUAAGAGCGCGUUGCGUCGAGAACGCCGAGUGCUGCAAUCUGCCAGCGCAUUAUCUCUGCAAAUGUAGGGACGGCUAUGAGGGCGAUGGCGAGGUGCUGUGCACAGACCUCGACGAGUGCCAAAGUCCCACGGCCUGCGGCACUGGUGCGCAAUGCAUCAACACGCCCGGCAAUUACACCUGCGCAUGUCCCGAAGGCUACCAUGGCGAUCCAUAUUACAGCUGUACGGACAUCGACGAGUGCACGCAUCCGAAUGCCUGCGGCCCAGGCGCCAUCUGUACGAACCUCGAGGGCGGUUAUCGCUGCGACUGCCCGGAAGGUUACGACGGUGAUGCGCGCUCCGCCAACGGCUGUGCCGACUAUGAUGAGUGUGCGCGUUCGCCAUGCGGACGUAAUGCGCAGUGCCUGAAUACGGACGGUAGCUUCAAGUGUAUCUGCCCCGAUGGCUACGCGGGUGAUCCCAGUCAAGGUUGUGAAGACGUCGACGAAUGCUCCACUAACAAUCCAUGCGGUUUGGGUGCUGAAUGCGUGAAUAUUGGCGGUAGCUUUGCGUGCCAUUGUCCGCCCGGCUAUGCGCUCGAAUUCGAACGGGAGUAUAGUCUGGGUGGCGGCGGUAUCUAUGGCGGCAAUGGCACAACACUAAGGGUAACCGGCGCCGGUUUAGCUUGUGUCGAUAUCGAUGAAUGUAAUAUGGAUAAUGGUGUGGCCAAGUGUGGCACGAACGCAAAAUGCAUUAACUUUCCGGGCUCAUAUCGUUGCUUAUGUCCGAGCGGCUUUCAAGGACAGGGGUAUUUGCAUUGUGAAAACAUCAACGAGUGCCAGGACAAUCCUUGUGGCGAGAAUGCGAUCUGCACCGACACCGUCGGCAGCUUUGUCUGCACCUGUAAAACGGACUACACCGGCGAUCCCUUCCGCGGCUGCACGGACAUCGAUGAGUGUACCGCACUAGAGAAACCCUGCGGCACACAUGCCAUAUGCGAAAAUGCCGUACCCGGCUAUAAUUGUAAGUGUCCACAGGGCUUCGAUGGAAAGCCAGACCCGAAAGUGGCCUGCGAACAGGUCGAUGUUAAUAUACUUUGUCGCAGCAGUUUCGAUUGCACCAACAAUGCUGAAUGUAUUGAGAAUCAAUGUUUCUGUUUGGAUGGCUUCGAACCGAUUGGCUCCAGUUGUGUGGACAUCGAUGAAUGUCGCACGCAUGCGGACGCCUGUGGCGUGCACGCACAAUGUAUAAAUACGCCCGGUUCGUUCCGUUGCGAUUGUGAGGCUGGCUUUGUGGGCACACCGCCGCGCAUAGCUUGUAAGGAACCCUGUGAGGAUGUGCACUGUGGCGAGCAUGCUUACUGCAAACCGGAUGGCAAUGAGGCUUAUUGUAUUUGCGAGGACGGUUGGACUUUCAAUCCCAGUGACAUCUCAGCCGGUUGUGUGGAUAUUGACGAGUGUGAUGCGGUACAUGGUCCCUUUGGCAGUUGUGGCAUCAAUGCGACGUGCACAAAUACGUUGGGUAGCUUUAGUUGCGCCUGUCCAUCAGGCUUUUCCGGCGAUCCGCAUGCCAAAUGCGUCGACGUGGAUGAAUGUCGCGUAGGCAAUAAGUGUGGUGAAGGUGCGGAAUGUGUUAAUAUGAAUGGCGGCUAUACCUGUCGUUGUCCAGCCGAUUCGAUCGCCGAUCCAGAUCCCACCGUGCGUUGCGUACCGAUUGUUACGUGCGCUUCAAACAACGACUGUCCCGGUAAUGCGAUUUGUGAUGCGGAAAAACGUUGUCUAUGUCCACAACCCAAUAUCGGCAAUGAUUGUCGUCAUCCUUGUGAAGCGGUUAAUUGUGGCGCUCACGCACAAUGCAUGUUGGCUAAUGGCCAAGCGCAAUGCUUGUGUGUCGAGGGUUACACUGGCAGCCCCAAUACACCCGGCGGUUGUAAUGACAUCGACGAAUGUAAGACGAACCCAUGUCAAGCGAAUGCUAUCUGUACCAAUACAGCUGGUGGUUAUCUUUGCCAGUGUCCAAGUGGCGCAAGCGGUGAUCCCUACCGUGAGGGCUGCACUGCAGGAAAAGUCGCAUUCACUUGUUCCGACUCGAAUCCCUGUUCGCCGGGUGAAACCUGCGUCACAGACUCAUAUACCGGUAGUGGCGUGUGUAUUUGUCGACAAGGCUACGAACGCAAUGCAGAGUCAGGUCUCUGUCAGGAUAUGGAUGAAUGUUCGCCGAAUCGUCAGAAGGCGGCUUGCGGCCUUAAUGCGCUUUGUAAAAAUCUACCCGGUAGUUAUGAAUGUAAAUGUCCACAAGGCUUUAGCGGCAAUCCCUUCGUUAUGUGCGAGCAAUGCAAAUCACCGGAAUGUCAAUGUCAACCACCCUACAAGUUGGUCGGCAACAGUUGUAUACUCGCCGAUUGCUCAAAGGAUAAGAAAUGUCCGAACGGUGCUGAGUGUAUUUCAAUCGCUGGUGGCGUUAGUUACUGUGCCUGUCCGAAAGGCUAUAAGACCGGACCCGAUGGUUCAUGUGUUGAUGUGAAUGAAUGUGUGGAACGUGACUCGCAAGUGUGCGCUUUUGGCGCUGAAUGUAUUAAUAUACCCGGCGGUUUCACGUGUGCAUGCCCUGAGGGCUAUAACGGCGACCCCUACCAUGGACUCUGUGCGCCAGCGCAACGUAAAUGCGCUGCCGAUAAGGAAUGUGGCACGAACGAGAAAUGCGUGCAACCUGGCGAAUGUGUCUGUCCACCACCAUUCUUCUUGGAUCCCUACGACAACAACAAGUGUAAAAGUCCUUGCGAACGUUUCCCUUGCGGCAUCAACGCCAAAUGCACACCAACCGAUCCACCACAAUGUAUGUGUGAACCGGGAUUCAAAGGUGAUCCGCUUAUGGGUUGUACCGAUGAGGAUGAGUGUGCGCACUUGCCUUGCGCUUAUGGCGCUUACUGUGUUAAUAAGAAGGGCGGUUAUCAAUGUGUCUGCCCGAAAGGUUUCACAGGUGAUCCAUACAAGAGCGGUUGUAUACUGGAAACCGGCGUACCAAAGAGUAAAUGCACUGCCAACGAAGACUGUGCAAGCAAUUUGGCUUGCGUUGAAGGCACUUGUGUGUCGCCAUGCUCCAGCUUACUUUGUGGACCCAAUGCAUUCUGUGAGACUGAAAACCAUGCCGGCUGGUGUCGUUGCCGCGUCGGUUAUAGCAAAGAUCAAAACGGUGAUUGUGUAUCACAAUGUAAGGAUAUCAUUUGUGGAGAGAGCGCUCUCUGCAUACCAACGGCAGAGGGACCAACCUGUAAAUGUCCACAAGGUUCCUUCGGCAAUCCAUUCCCAGGUGGCUCCUGCUCAACAGAUCAAUGUAGUGCCUCACGUCCAUGCGCUGAGCGUCAAGUUUGCAUCAACGGACGCUGUAAGGAACGCUGUGACGGCGUGGUGUGUGGCAUUGGAGCUACUUGUGACAGGAAUAGUGGCAAAUGUGUUUGUGAACCCAACUUUAUCGGCAAUCCAGAUCUCGUGUGUGUACCACCUGUUAAAUAUGCUGAAUGUGAACCGAAGUGCGGUGACAAUGCGCACUGUGAGUAUGGUUUCGGCAAUAGCGUAUGCGCUUGCAACCCCGGCACAACGGGCAAUCCCUACGAGGGUUGUGGUCCACAAAACAAGAAUAUUUGCGCACCCAAUAGCUGCGGUACGAAUGCUGAAUGUCGUGCUGAUGGUCAACAAAUCAGUUGUAUCUGCCCACAAGGGUUCACGGGUAACGCCUACGUGGGCUGCCAAGAUGUAGAUGAGUGUGUGAACAAACCCUGUGGUCUCAAUGCAGCCUGUCUCAAUACACAUGGCGGUUUCGAGUGUCUCUGCCUAUCCGGAUUCGCUGGUGAUCCGUUCAGCAGUUGCCAACCUGUCGAUACUACAUUCUGUAAUGAUGCUGAUAGAUGCGAAUGUAAUGCCCGCGUCGAAUGUCCCGAUGGCUACACUUGUGAGAGCGGCAAGUGCAAGAAUUUAUGCUCAAAGACUGCCUGCGGCCCAAGAGCUGCCUGCGAUGGCGGUAAGUGUAUUUGUCCACUCGGUUAUAUUGGAGAUCCAUACGACACCACUAGCGGCUGCACCAUCCGUGGUCAAUGCAACAACGAUGCCGACUGUAAGCUCUCGGAAAUUUGCUUCCAAUUGGGCAAAGGUUUGCGCAAAUGUGUUGAUGCCUGCUCAAAGAUUCAGUGCGGUCCGAAUGCGCUUUGCGUGUCAAACGAUCAUCGUUCGUCUUGUAUCUGCACUGAUGGUUAUUUCGGCAAUCCAAGCAAUCUACAAGUGGGUUGCCAACCCGAACGAAAAGUUCCAGAUGAAGAGGAUAAAUGCAAAUCGGACAAUGACUGUGAAGCGGGUUACUCGUGUACACCCGAUAUGCACGGCACCAAGGAAUGCAUCAACCGUUGCUCGAAGGUCGUUUGUGGCACGAAUGAAGUGUGCAACAUUGAUGCGAAUGGACAUGCGCUAUGCAAUUGCGCCGAUAGCUUUGUUUGGAAUCCCGUCACUUCAACUUGUGAAAAACCUUCACUGCCUGACUGUACAAGUGAUACGGACUGUCCAGCUGCUUCCGGCUGUAGACCCGACGUGGUCGGUGUACUCAAGUGUGUAUCAAUCUGCGAUGAAUUUACAUGUCCGGCCAAUUCGGUUUGUGUAGCGCGUAAUCACGAGGGACGCUGUGAUUGUCUAACCGGCUACGUUGGCAAUCCAAACGAUCGAAAUGGCUGCCAGCCAGUGACGAAGAAUCAAUGUCGCACCAAUGCUGAAUGCGCCGAAUCGGAAGCAUGUGUAAAAUAUGGACCUACUGAGAGUCUGACUUGCCGACCAGCUUGUGAGAGUGUUAAGUGCGGUCCACGUGCCGUAUGCAUCACUAAUAAUCACAUCGCUCAGUGCCAAUGUCCACCAGGACCAUAUGCUGGUGAUCCAAAUGAUCCAUUCAAUGGCUGUCAGAGCGUACCAUGUGUCUACAAUCACGACUGUCCACCAACCAAAAUGUGUAACCGUAUGACACAUACUUGCUACGAUGUCUGCGAUGAAGAGUCCUGUGGAGAGAACGCCAUUUGUAUUGCUGAAGAUCAUCGUGCCGUGUGUCAAUGUCCACCAGGCUUCAAAGGAAAUCCCAUGCCCGAAGUGGAGUGCACAAAAGUUAGCGGCUGUCAGCCCGGCACAUGUCAUCAUUCUGCCAUUUGUGAGGUCACACCAACUGGACCAAUGUGCCGCUGUCCCGAAAAUUUCAUCGGCGAACCCGAAACAACCGGCUGUCGUCCAGUAGGCCAAUGUCCAAAUGGCGAUGCCGAUUGUCCAGCAAAUACCAUUUGUGCUGGUGGUCGUUGCAUUGAUCCCUGUGAGAACGCUUGCGGUCAGAACUCCGAAUGUAAGGUGGUUAAUCGCAAACCAGUUUGCAGUUGCCCAUUGAAGUUCCAACAAAAUGGUGAAUCACCUAAAGAAGGAUGUGUACGUUCAGUGUCUAGAUGUAGGUCUGACAUCGACUGUGGAGGUGAAAUUUGCUACAAUGGACAAUGUCGAGUAGCUUGCCGUAAUGCAAACGACUGUUCGGUAGGAGAAAAAUGUUUGAGCAAUAUUUGUGUAAUACCUUGCUUGGACCAUAGUCAGUGUACAUCGGGUUUGGCCUGCUUGGAUGGCCUUUGCGUCCUUGGCUGUCGCAGCAAUAAGGAUUGCCCAUCGGACCAAUCAUGCAUCAACAAUAAAUGUGCCGAUCCCUGCAAGACAGGCGGCAUUUGCGGUCCCAAUGCGCUCUGUAGCAUCGACAAACAUCUCAGCCAGUGCACUUGCCCCGAAGGAUUCGAGGGUAAUCCCACACCCGAUCAAGGUUGUGUACGUGUACCGGCGCCAUGCUUGGCUACCAAUCAAUGCCCAAGCAGUCAUAUGUGUAUCGGCAACCAAUGUAAUUUGCCCUGUCAGAAGACAACGGCUUGUGCAAUCGGCGAACGUUGCUACCAGAAUGUUUGUCGCAAAGUUUGUUACACAAGCAACAACUGUUUGCCUGGUGAAAUAUGUAAUAAUGACGGCACUUGCCAACCUGGCUGUGACUCCGAUGCUGAUUGUCCACCUACAGAACUCUGUCUCAGCGGUAAAUGCAAAUGUGCUGCCGGUUUUAUUGGCACACCCUUCGGUUGUUCCGACAUUGAUGAAUGUACUGAGGAGCCUUGUCAUCCCACGGCACGUUGCGAGAACCUCCCCGGUUCUUAUCGCUGUAUUUGCCCCGAAGGCACAGUGGGUGAUGGUCUAACUCAACAAGGUUGCAUUAAACCAAAAGAAUGUUAUAAGGAUGACGAUUGCGCGAACAAUCUAGCUUGCAUUAGUGAUAAGUGUACAGAGCCCUGCAGCAACACCACUUGUGGACCGAAUGCGCUUUGCAAUGCAGAAAAUCAUCAAGCCUCUUGUUAUUGCCCACCCGGCCAUUUGGGUGAUGCCAGCGAGCAUACAGUCGGCUGUUUCAAGGUCGAAUGUAUUGUCAAUGAGGACUGUGCCAGCGAUAAGGCUUGCGAUGACGAGACUAAUCGUUGCAUCAAACCAUGCGAUCUUAUUUCAUGCGGCAAAGGCAGUUGUAGUGUUUCAAAUCAUCAAGCGUUAUGUACUUGCUACGAGGGUUACCAGCUCGUAAACAACAUCUGCGAAGAUAUCAACGAAUGUCUCUCUCAACCUUGCCACAGCACAGCUUUCUGCGAAAAUCAACCCGGCUCAUACCAAUGCCAAUGUCCGGAAGGUCUUAUCGGCGAUCCAAUUCAUGUGGGUUGUCGAGAUCCCAACGAAUGUCUGACCGACUCAGAUUGUCCCUCAAGCGCAAGUUGUCAAAAUGCACGCUGUCGCAGCCCGUGUGAACGCGAGAAUGUCUGCGGUCGUAAUGCCACCUGUUUGGCGCAAUCACACAAUGCCAUUUGCACUUGUCCACCCAAUUCACGUGGUGAUCCAUCCAUUGAAUGCGUCUACAUCGAGUGCUCGGAAAACGAGGACUGUGCUAAUGAGAAAACCUGCAUGGACUCCAAAUGUAUUGAUCCCUGCGCUUUGCCAAAUGUUUGUGGUACUAAUGCGCGUUGCACUGCCCAGAACCAUAUCGGUGUUUGUACCUGCGAAAGUGGCACAACGGGCGAUGCACAACUCGGCUGUGUCGCGCUACAAUACUGCAACACAGACAGUCAGUGCGCUUCAGGCACAAUAUGUACCAACGGCAUCUGCGCUUCACUCUGUAGUUCCGUGCGUGAUUGCAUCUCGGAUCAAUUGUGCAUACAGGGCGUUUGUCAGCCCACAUGCCGUUCGAACUCUUCAUGCCCCGAAUUCCAAUAUUGUCACAAUAGCAUUUGCACCAAGGAGGUGCUUUGUCGUAACGACGACGACUGUGAUGUGAAUGAGAACUGUAUACAGGAUACGUAUGGACGCGCUUCAUGCGAGAAUGUUUGUCUGGGUCGCGCUCUUUGCGGACGCAAUGCUGAGUGUAUAGCACGUAGCCACGCACCCGACUGUGAAUGCAAGGAAGGAUUCUUCGGUGAUCCGAAGAGUGGUUGUCGAAAGAUCGAAUGUUCUACGGACGCAGAGUGUUCCAAUGAUAAGACAUGCGAUGAUCAUAUGUGUAAAAUAGCUUGCCUUAUCGGCGAACCGUGUGGUGAAAAUGCCCUAUGUACUACGGAAAAUCAUAAACAGGUUUGUCACUGUCAGCCUGGCUUUACCGGUGAUCCGCGCGUACGUUGUGACGUUGUCGACUUUUGUAAGGAUGCACCAUGCGGUCCGGGUGCACGUUGCCGCAAUUCGCGUGGUUCAUUUAAAUGUACUUGCCCUCCCGGUUUGGUUGGUGAUCCCUACAAUGAAGGUUGUCGCACCGCGGUGGAGUGUGAAACUAGCGAAGAUUGUCCCCCGCAUGCUGAAUGCACCAAAAUUAACGGUAUAUCCAAAUGUCAAGAUGUUUGUGCGAAUGUUAAAUGUGGCACGAAUGCCGAAUGUAUACCUAAGGGUCAUCAAGCUCAUUGUGCAUGCCGUAAUGGUUACGACGGUAAUCCCGCUGAUCGGAUUGCCGGUUGUAAGCCACUACCCGUACCAUGUCAAAUGACCAGCGACUGCCCGACCAAUACCUACUGUUCGGAUAGUAUUUGUAAACCUGCCUGCAUACUCGACACCGAAUGUGGCGCUACGGAAGUAUGUCAAGGUGGUCAAUGCGUGAAUCCCUGCCUGCAGGCACAAGCUUGCGGCAUGAAUGCUGAAUGCCACAUACAGACACACUACAAACAAUGCACCUGUCCAGCUGGUUUCACCGGCAAUCCGGAGGUGGAAUGUGUGCGAAUACCGGUGGCUUGUAAUAGUGAUGUGGAAUGCCACGAAGGCUAUAACUGUCACGACUCAAUGUGCCAGCCCGCUUGCCAAAGCGACCAGGAUUGUGCCUUGAAUGAGAAGUGUCUACGCGGUAGCUGUAUGCUAACCUGUCGCGUGGACAAUGACUGCUUCCUGGGACAUGUUUGUCUACAUAAUAAAUGCGUUUAUGGUUGUCGUACCGACGAUGAUUGUAGCGGAUCCGAGUCCUGUCGUCAUGAUAAGUGCAUCAAUCCUUGCCUAGAUAAUCCUUGUGGUCCCAAUGCUGCCUGCUCCGUAUCGAAUCAUCGUGCUAUUUGCAGCUGUCUGGAUGGUAUGGUACCGAAUCCAACACCGCAAGUCGGUUGUGUACGCAGUCCACCGCUCGAUUGUAAUGAGAAUCGUGACUGUCCGAAUGGUCUGGCUUGCUUUGAGUUUGCCUGCCGUCCGCUGUGUGCCGAUAACGCCGGUUGUCUUACGAAUGAGCGCUGUCAAGGUGGCGUCUGCAAGCCGCUUUGUCGACGUGACGACGAUUGUCGCGGUAGCGAAGUAUGUUUGGGACUAAGCUGCGUAGCUGGUUGCCGUUCGGAUCAAGGCUGCCCACAGGAUCUAUCAUGUGUCAAUCAACAGUGUAUCAAUCCAUGCGCCGAACCUGCUGCAUGUGGCACCAAUGCCGAAUGUUUGGUCAUUGAUCAUCGCAAGCAAUGCACAUGCCCACAAGGGCUUAUCGGCAAUGCGGAGGUGUCGUGUAAAGCGCCGCGUACCGCUUGUACGCGCAAUGAGGACUGCGAUGGAAAUCAACUCUGCUAUGGUGGCAGCUGUCAAGGUAAAUGCCGCAAUGAUCAAAACUGUUUGGCCGAUGAGCGUUGCAUGCGCGGUACGUGUCGCACCGUUUGCAAUACGGACUCAGCUUGCGCACAAGGACAGAUUUGCGAAAAUCGCGUAUGCCAAAUUGGUUGUCGCAAUGAUCUCACCUGCCCCAGCAGUGAGGCGUGCGUCAACAAGAAGUGCAAGAAUCCCUGCGAGGCACCCGGUCAAUGUGGUCAGUGCGCCAACUGUUUGGUGGUCAACCACGGGGUACAGUGUAGCUGCCCGAAUGGUUUUCUUGGCGAUGGACUUAGCGGCUGUCAACAGCCACCACAACGCUGCAACGCCAACUGUCAGUGUGACGAGACAAAUACGUACUGCGCCGACGCCUGUGCGCGCACCGACGACUGCGCCUGUGGACAAGUUUGCACGCGUGGUAAAUGUCGCCAAAAGUGCGGCGCCGGACGCAAUUGUCCUCUGGGACAACUCUGCGAACGCGGCACAUGUCUGGCUGGCUGCAAAGCCAACACCGAUUGUCCCACCGAUCAAAGCUGUAUCAAAGGAAAAUGCGCCGAUCCGUGCACAGAUAAGUCUGCUUGCGGCCGUAAUGCGCUCUGCACUGUCUCCGAUCAUCGCAUGCUGUGUUAUUGUCCCGAUGGCUACGAAGGUGAACCCAGCACCGAAUGCGUACAAUUUGAAUGUGCGCAGGAUAAUGACUGUGAACCGAACAAACGUUGUGAUGCGGGUAAAUGUCGCAACCCGUGCUUGGAAUAUGGCGCGUGUGGUGUUAAUGCACAAUGUCGUGUCGUGGAUCGUAAGCCACAAUGCUCUUGCCCACCCGAUUACUUUGGCACACCCGAAACUGAGUGUCGUCCACUCGAUGGCGGUUGCGCGAAUCAUCCGUGCGGCGCUAAUUCCAAAUGUACUGAGGUGCCUGGCGGUUAUGAGUGCGCCUGCAUGGACGGCUGUAUGGGUGAUGCGCACAAGGGUUGCGUCUGCGAGGGACAUCUGGUGAAUGCGUGCGCUGAACAACCAUGUGGACAGAAUGCUGCUUGCCGCGUCUUGGAUCAUAAUGAAGCGCAAUGUUAUUGCCCGGCGGAAUUCCCCUAUGGCGAUGCUUAUGUAGAAUGCUACUUAACACCACCACAAGAGGACUGUCGCACGCAGGGUUGCAUAACGGGCGAGUGUGUACGCCAAGGCGUCGACUACGUGUGCCGUCACGAAAUCGGCUGCGCUUCGAGCGAUGAAUGCCCAACACAACGCGCCUGCAUUAAUGGCGUGUGCUUGGAUCCCUGCUCGUCUGCGAAUCCAUGUGGACGUGAUCAGGAGUGCCAAGUGAUAGAACAUCAACCGGUUUGUUCGAAAGUCUGCGAAUGUCAAAGAAAGGCCGAUUGUCAUGCCAGUUUCGAAUGCGAUGGCUGUCACUGUCGUCAAACAACUGGCCGCACACCUGGCUGUGAGCACUGCCCACCAGGCACCAACUGUGAUCCCACAACUGGCGCCUGCAUCAAAGCUGAGUGUACGCGCGAUGCCGAUUGUGACAUUACGGAGGCUUGCAUCAACCGACGCUGUCAGCAUCCUUGCGAUGCGCAUAAUCCCUGUGCGCAAAAUGCGGUCUGCAUGAACGCGAAUCACGCGGCCGACUGCAGCUGUGUGGAUGGCUAUCAAGGCAACGGUUUCAUUGGCUGCCAACCAGCGCUCGACCACACACCCGUCUGUCAGUACAACGAGGACUGCCCGCCAACGAAACUCUGCGAUCGUCUAAAUCGCCGUUGCAUCAAUCCCUGCUUCGAGGACUCGUGCGGUGAGAAUGCCGAGUGUAUACCUGUCAAUCAUGGCAUUGAAUGCCGCUGUCUGGCCGGCUUCGUCGGUAAUGCUUACAUCGAAUGCUCGCAGCUGCAAGGCUGUCGUGCGGAUCGCGAAUGUGACGCUAGUCAGGCGUGCAUUAAUGGUAAAUGCGCUUCGCCGUGUCGCUGUGGCGCCAAUGCGCUCUGUGACGUUGUCAAUCAUCGCGGUGUCUGCAAAUGUCCACCAGGUUAUGCCGGUCGGCCGGAAGUUGCUUGUAAUCCACCCACCAAUCCAUGUGAGCCGAACCCGUGUGGUAUCAACGCGCUAUGUGAGCUGGAUAAUGGCAAUCCUAUAUGUUACUGCCCGAAAGGACUUACCGGUAAUCCGUUCAAGAAUUGCAUACCCGAAGGCGACGAGUGUCGUCCGAAUCCUUGUGGCCCCAAUUCUGGUUGUCGCAUGGUGAACGACGCGCCAACUUGCUUCUGUUUACCCGAAUAUGAAGGUCAGCCGCCGCUGGUGCCGUGUGAGGUGCCAAAGAGCCCUUGUGAUCCAUCACCUUGUGGACCGAAUACACAAUGCGCUGUGCUCAGCAACGGUUUCUCGAAAUGUACAUGCUUACCGGGUUAUGUUGAAAGUCCCAACACAAUACGCGGUUGCAUAGAACCUGUAAAUCCAUGUGAUCCCAGUCCUUGCGGUCCGGGUGCAGUUUGUGAUUCCUCACGUACACCAGUUUGUUUCUGCCCAGAUGGCAAGAUUGGCAAUCCAUUUAAGGCUUGUGAAAAACCACCAGUUUCCGAUGAGCUAUGCACACCAGGUCCAUGUGGACGUAAUGCUGAUUGUUAUGUUACUGGCAAUCGCGAAGAAUGUUAUUGCCGUUCUGGUUAUAUUGGUGAUCCUUAUCAGGGUUGCCGCGAGCCACCUCGUAGCGCCUGUGAACCUAAUCCAUGUGGUCCAAAUGCUGAAUGUGUUGUUGCUGGUGAUGGUCAAAGUGCAUGCAUCUGUCCUGAUGGUUUAUCUGGAGAUCCGACGUCAACUAAAGGCUGCCAUGGCUACGAAUGUCAAGUGGAUGCCGAUUGUCCGCACAAUAGAGCCUGUAUGGGUUUCAAGUGUUACGAUCCUUGUCCAGGUGCUUGCGGUCAAGGAGCCAAUUGCCGCGUGGAAGAACAUCAUCCCGUUUGCUCAUGCAAUGCUGGACUCACUGGUAAUCCGGGCAUUCGUUGUUACGCGCUAGAUAUACCGAAGACGCCAAGCCGUAAUCCCUGUUUGCCUAGUCCUUGUGGUAUAAAUAGUGAAUGCAAGUUAUUAAAUCAUCGCGCCGUAUGCUCUUGCUUGCCUGGUUAUUUGGGUGAUCCACAGAGUGGUUGUCGCGCAGAGUGUGACAUCAAUUCAGACUGCGGCACCGCACAGGCUUGUAUCAACCAUAAAUGUAUCGACCCAUGUGCUGGCACAGUGUGUGGCAUCAAUGCUAUUUGCAGAGUACGACAACACACACCGCUCUGUGCCUGCCUCGACGGCUUCACCGGCGAUGCUUUCCGUCAAUGUAUACCUGUUGGAGUGCUAAAGAAUGUAACUCGAGAUCCAUGUGCACCAUCUCCUUGUGGACCACAUGAUGUCUGCUCUAUAUACGGUGAUGGUGUAGCCCUGUGUGAUCCAUGCUUUGGACCCAAUGCUCAACAAAAUCCACGUUGCCGACCUGAAUGUGUCUCUAACUCAGACUGUCCCUUCGAUCGCGCUUGCUUGGGUCAACGCUGCUUGGAUCCAUGCCCAGGCUCAUGCGGACACAACGCUGUAUGUAAUGUCUAUGAACACAAUCCCAUUUGUAGUUGCCCACCUGGCUUAUAUGGCAAUCCAUAUGAGCACUGUUCACCACCAUCACCGUUCGUACCGGCGCCAUCGCCGAGUUGUGAGAAACUGCAAUGUGGCGCUAAUGCUGAAUGUAAGAAGCGCAACGGCGCAUUAACUUGUGUCUGUCGUACGGGCUACUUUGGUGAUCCUUUCAUCGGUUGCCGCCCAGAAUGUGUGCUUAACUCCGAUUGUCCUGCUGAAAAAUCCUGCGUCAACUCGAAAUGUGUAGACUCAUGUGUAGGCGUAUGUGGCAUUAACGCUAUGUGUCGCAUAGUAAAUCAUGCUCCUGUGUGCUUGUGUGUCGAAGGUUACACUGGUGACGCUGCUGUACAAUGCAAUCCUUACUACUUACCACCAGAAAGACCAGCAGACAGACCACGUAAUCCAUGUGAACCAUCACCAUGUGGUCCCAAUUCUCGUUGCUUGACCUCACCCGAUGGUUAUGCGGCCUGUUCAUGUCUGCCGAACUUCAAGGGUUCACCGCCAGUUUGUCAACCAGAGUGUGUUGUAAGCUCUGAGUGUCCGCUAAACAAAGCUUGUAUUAAUCAACGUUGCGCCGAUCCUUGUCCUGGUACAUGCGGCGUAGAAGCACGUUGCGAAGUCUUAAACCACAACCCAAUUUGCUCUUGCGAGCCCGGUUUUGAGGGCGAUCCAUUUGUAUCUUGUAGCCGCAUACCGGAGGAACGUACGGACACUGAACGCAAACCCGAAAAUCCAUGUGCACCGUCGCCUUGUGGACCCAAUUCCAUCUGCCAAAUAAAACAGGGACGUCCAGUAUGUUCAUGUGUUGCCAAUUAUAUUGGCAGUCCACCAUAUUGUCGUCCAGAAUGUACACUAAAUACUGAAUGUCCAGCCGACAAGGCGUGUAUACAGGAGAAAUGUCAAAACCCAUGUGCGAAUACAUGUGGACACAAUGCACGUUGCACGGUGAUCGCACAUGCGGCGCACUGUAGCUGCGAACAGGGUUAUGAGGGAGACGCCUUCGUCGGUUGUUCCAAAAUCGAUGAAAAACCAAAAGACCGCAUCGAUCCCUGUUAUCCAAGCCCCUGCGGUGAGAAUGCAUUGUGUAGUGAACGUAACGGCGAGGCACGCUGUAGCUGUAUUGAACCAUAUAUUGGUGAUCCCUACACCACCGGUUGUCGUCCGGAAUGUGUUUAUAAUGCCGAGUGUCCAUCGUCUUUGGCUUGUAUUAAACAGCAUUGUCGCGACCCCUGCGUUGGCACCUGUGGCUCGAAUGCCGAGUGUGCUGUGGUCAAUCAUAUACCGACAUGUAGUUGUGUACGUGGCUACGAAGGUGAUCCCUUUACCGGCUGCAAACGUGAAGAUUACCCCAUCGGACCACUCAGCCCUUGCGAACCGACACCGUGCGGUGCCAAUAGUAUUUGUCGCGUGGUUGAUGGUCGCCCAGCCUGCUCUUGCCAAGUAGGUUACUUCGGUGCACCACCCAACUGUCGUCCGGAAUGUGUUGUCAGCUCAGAGUGUUCACAAAAUUUGGCAUGUAUCAAUCAAAAGUGCGUAGAUCCUUGUAUCGGCACAUGUGGCUUCAAUGCCAAAUGCCAGGUGGUCAAUCACAAUCCAAUAUGCUCAUGUCCAGUCGACUAUAUGGGUGAUCCGUUCGAACAAUGUACACCGAAACCGCGCGAACCUCCACCAAAGGUUAAUCCAUGUUUACCCAGCCCUUGCGGUCCUAAUGCCGAGUGUCGGGAAGUCGAUAAUCGUGCUGCUUGCAGUUGCUCGCCGGGUAUGUUUGGUGCACCGCCCAAUUGUCGUCCGGAAUGUGUUAUCCAUCAAGAUUGUCCAUCGAAUCGCGCUUGCAUACGUCAACGUUGUGAGGAUCCUUGUGCUGGCGCUUGCGGUUUUAAUGCCCUUUGCACAGCACAAAAUCACAAGCCUGUGUGUUCGUGUCUCGAGGGUUACGAAGGUGACCCGUAUGCUGGUUGCAAUACACCGCAAAUCGUAGUGCCUGACAUACCCGCCGAUCCAUGCAAUCCAUCGCCUUGCGGCUCAAAUGCCAUUUGCCGAAAUCGCAAUGGUGCUGGUUCAUGCACCUGCAUUCAAGAUUACUUCGGUGAUCCGUAUAUAAAUUGUAGACCCGAGUGCGUACAGAAUAGCGAUUGUGUGUUCACGAAAUCUUGUGUAAAUAUGAAAUGCGUCGAUCCAUGUAUAGGUCUGUGUGGUUUCAAUGCGGAAUGUCGCGUUUCGCAUCAUAUACCGGUUUGCACUUGCAUAUCCGGCUUUACGGGCAACCCAAUGCGUAGCUGCCAGGAGAAACCAUCAAAUAUGUAUUUGCCCAUACCCCGUGAUCCUUGUCGUCCCUCACCAUGUGGUGUGUACAGUACUUGCCGUGUGGCAAGUAAUCGCGCCGUUUGUUCUUGUCUACCCAACUAUAUGGGUCAUCCACCGAAUUGCAGACCAGAGUGCAUGCUCAGUUCUGAAUGCGCUUCGAACCGGGCUUGUAUUAAUAUGCGUUGUCAAGAUCCAUGUCCCGGCACGUGUGGUCAGAAUGCACGUUGCCGCGUUACCAACCACUCACCGAUUUGUAGCUGUAUUGAUGGUUAUACUGGCGAUCCAUUCCAGCAAUGUCUACCUGAAAGAAAACCAUUAGAUACGCCACGUUUACCACCACAAAAUCCUUGUAUACCCAGCCCUUGUGGCCCGAAUUCACAAUGUCGCGCUUCCAGCUCCGGUGCUGUUUGCUCGUGUGUGGCCAAUUACAUUGGUCGUCCACCGAACUGUCGCCCGGAAUGUACAAUCAAUUCGGAGUGCCCUGCGCAUUUGGCUUGUAUGAAUACACGUUGUGCCGAUCCCUGUGUGGGUUCGUGCGGCAACAAUGCACGCUGUCAAGUCAGUGCGCAUGCGCCGAUUUGUAUGUGCGAACCGGGUUAUACCGGCGAUCCGUUCUCUGGCUGCUACAAAGUCAUACCAAUACCCGAUGAACCAGUUCAACCAUGUCGACCCAGUCCAUGUGGCUUGAAUGCCAUUUGUGAGGAGCGCAAUCGCGCGGCCUCAUGCAAAUGCAUACCCGAAUAUUUUGGCGAUCCAUAUGUUGAAUGUCGACCGGAGUGUGUCAUUAAUUCGGAUUGUCCGAAGGCACGCGCCUGCAUCAACAACAAAUGUAUCGAUCCCUGUCCGGGUAUGUGUGGGCGUAAUGCCGAAUGCGUCGUCCUUAACCAUGCACCGAACUGCGAAUGCUUUAACGGCUACACUGGAAAUCCCAUCAGCGGUUGCUCACCCAUACCAGAGCCACCACCGCAAUAUGAACCUCCGGUACCUGUCAACCCUUGUCAGCCAUCGCCUUGUGGGCUGUAUAGCAAUUGCCGACCUGUCAAUGGCCACGCAGUGUGCUCAUGUUUACCGAACUAUUUGGGUGCACCACCCAACUGUCGUCCGGAAUGUAUGAGCAGCUCUGAUUGCGCACAAGACAAGUCGUGCACCAAUGAACGUUGUAAAGAUCCCUGCCCCGGUACUUGUGGAAAUAAUGCGCUUUGUCGCGUCGUCAAUCACAAUCCGAUUUGCUCGUGCACACCUGGUUACACUGGUGACCCAUUUGUACGCUGCAUCUACGAAGAGAAACGUCCUAUUAUAAGAGAUCCCAUAAAUCCAUGUGUACCAUCGCCGUGCGGUCCGAAUUCCAAGUGUCAAGUGUCGAAUGCAAACGGUCAAGCUGUGUGCUCGUGUCUGCCCAAUUACAUCGGCAGAGCACCGAAUUGCCGACCCGAAUGCACGUCGAAUUCGGAGUGUCGCGGUAAUAUGGCUUGCAUCAAUCAACGCUGUCAAGAUCCUUGCCAAGGUUCAUGUGGCUCAUAUACGACAUGUAUUGUAAAUAAUCAUAGACCAAUUUGCCGCUGCUUGGAUGGUUAUACGGGUGAUCCUUUUUCAGGAUGUAGUCCUCAAAUUAAUAUACCGCCAGAAAUUCCAAUGCCUUGCAAUCCCAGCCCUUGCGGUGCUAAUGCUGUGUGCAAGGAACGAAACGGCGUUGGCGCUUGUACCUGCUUGCCUGAGUACUCUGGAGAUCCAUACACGGAAUGCCGUCCCGAAUGUGUGUUGAAUACCGACUGCCCGAAGAAUCUCGCUUGUAUGAACAACAAAUGUCGCGAUCCAUGUCCAGGAGUAUGCGGCGUUGGUGCCGAAUGUCACGUAAUUAAUCACGCGCCCAGCUGUAGUUGUCCAUCGGGUUAUACGGGUAACCCCUCGGAAUAUUGUCGCGAACAACCAAAACACAUCGAACCCGCGCAGCCUUGCCGUCCUUCGCCAUGUGGCCCUUACAGCCAAUGUCGUGAAGUGAACGGACAUGCAGUCUGUUCGUGCAUUACCAAUUACAUUGGUGCACCGCCGUCUUGUCGCCCCGAAUGCUCGGUUAGUUCCGAGUGUGCGCAGGACAAGGCUUGUGUGAAUUUGCGCUGUGUAGACCCAUGUCCGGGCACUUGCGGCAACGAAGCACGCUGUAAGGUCACAAACCAUAAUCCGAUUUGUACAUGUCCACCUGGCUACUCAGGAGAUCCUUUCAUACGUUGCUUGAUCAAAGAACAAGAGGAACCACGCUUGCCUACAAGACCAACCAACCCUUGUGUUCCAAGUCCAUGUGGACCGAACUCACAAUGUCGCGCUGUUGGCGAAACGCCAGUCUGUUCAUGCUUACCGAACUUUGUAGGACGUGCACCGAAUUGCCGUCCCGAAUGUACGCUCAACUCGGAAUGUCCGGCCAAUUUGGCUUGCAUAAAUGAGCGUUGUAAAGAUCCCUGCCCUGGCUCUUGUGGUUUCAAUGCCUUCUGUAAUGUCGUAAAUCAUUCACCAGUGUGCAGUUGUGAUACUGGCUUUACCGGCGAUCCUUUCGCAGGUUGCAAUCCAACGCCCACCGCUGUACCCGAGGAACGUCUUACACCCUGUAUUCCAUCACCUUGCGGUCCCAACGCCGAAUGUAGAGAGCGCAACGGCGCUGGUUCGUGCGUUUGCCUGCCCGAAUACUUUGGAGAUCCGUAUAGUGGUUGCCGUCCUGAAUGUAUUGCCAACUCCGAUUGCCCGCGUGACAAAUCGUGUGUAAACAACAAAUGCACAGAUCCCUGCCCAGGUGUUUGCGGCUUGAAUGCGGAAUGUCGAGUGAAUAAUCAUGCGCCAACAUGUCAUUGCCUACAGGGUUACACGGGUAACCCACUAAGCGCUUGCCGUGAAAUACCACAACUACCGCCAGCACCAACCCCGAAAGACACUAAUCCUUGCGUACCGUCACCAUGUGGUCCCUACAGUCAAUGCCGCGAGGUGAAUGGCCAUGCUGUUUGCUCCUGCCAGACAAAUUUCAUUGGUUCACCGCCGAAUUGCAAACCCGAAUGUAUUGUUUCCUCAGACUGCGCACAAAAUCUUGCAUGCCAAAAUCAGAAAUGUGUUGAUCCCUGCCCUGGUACUUGUGGCAGUGACGCGCGCUGUCAAGUCAUUAAUCAUUAUGCGGCGUGCUCUUGCCCACCCGGUUAUACCGGCGAUCCCUUCAGUAGAUGUAUUAAAAUUAAACUGGACGUGCCAGUACCAAAGCCUGGUAAUCCUUGUGUACCUUCACCAUGUGGACCCAACUCGAAAUGUGUCGAAGUUGGCGAUUCACCUGCAUGCUCCUGUUUGCCUAACUACUUGGGGCGACCACCUAAUUGCCGUCCCGAGUGUCUAAGUAGUUCAGACUGUCCAGCUGAUUUAGCUUGUACUAAUCAGAAAUGUACAAAUCCUUGUAUCGGCGCUUGCGGUGUACAUACACAAUGUACAGUUAUUAAACACAAUCCGACGUGCCAAUGUGAAAUCGGCUAUACUGGAGAUCCUUUCUCCGGUUGUGCCAUUGUAAAAAUGACUCCAACAGAGGCACCACGCAAUCCAUGCAAUCCCAGUCCCUGCGGUGCAAACGCAGUUUGUCGUGAGCGUAAUGGUGCUGGUUCUUGCUCAUGUUUGCCUGAAUACUUUGGUGAUCCGUAUAGCGGCUGCCGCCCAGAAUGUGUACAAAAUUCGGACUGCGAUCGUUCACGUGCUUGCAUCAAUAAUAAAUGCCAAGAUCCAUGUCCCGGUGUAUGUGGCAUUAAUGCCGAAUGUCGUGUCUUGAAUCAUGCGCCGAAUUGUAUGUGCUUCGAUGGUUACACCGGUGAUCCACAUCGUUCGUGCGCUGUAAUCGAAGUAACAACGCUGACACCGCUGAAUCCAUGCCAACCGUCGCCAUGUGGUCCCUAUAGUGAAUGCCGUGAAUCUAAUGGACAUGCUGUGUGCUCUUGCGUCGAUGGUUUUGUGGGCGCACCACCAUCUUGUAAGCCGGAAUGUGUUGUUAGUUCGGAGUGUCCACAGAAUAGGGCUUGUUUGAAUCAGAAGUGUGCGGACCCAUGUCGUGGCGCGUGCGGCAACAAUGCACGCUGUCAAGUGGUUAAUCAUAAUCCUAUUUGUACGUGUGCGCCUGGUUUAACUGGCGAUCCGUUCACAUCAUGCAUUGAAGAGAAAGAAACAGUACGUGAUCCACAAAAUCCAUGCGUACCUUCACCAUGUGGUCCCAACUCUUUGUGUCGUGAAAUUGGCGGACAAGCCGCCUGCUCAUGCCAAACGAACUAUGUGGGUCGUCCACCAAACUGCCGUCCGGAAUGCACGAACAAUGAUGAAUGUCCAAAUAAUCUGUCAUGUCAAAAUGAACGUUGCGUCGAUCCUUGUCCCGGCUCUUGCGGCAACAAUGCUUUCUGCAAAGUGGUGCAACAUAAUGCCAUCUGCUCAUGUACCGAUGGUUAUGAAGGCGAUCCAAUAUUGGGUUGCGAUCUAAUACAACCAGUACUGCCAAAACAACCUCCCACAUCGCCCUGUGAGCCUUCGCCCUGCGGUCCGCAUGCCGAGUGCAGAGAGCGUAAUGGCGCUGGCGCUUGUUAUUGUCAUGAGGGCUUCGAGGGUAAUCCUUACGAUGUAGAACGCGGUUGUCGACGAGAAUGUGAAGCUAAUGAUGACUGUUCAACAGCCCAAGCAUGUGUGCGCUUCAAAUGUGUUGACCCGUGCGAGAACAUUUGUGGUGAAUUUGCCAUUUGCUCAGUAGAUAAUCAUGUGCCGACAUGCAACUGCCCACCUGGUUAUAGUGGAGAUCCAUUCUUCCAAUGCAGACAGAUACCAGUUACACCGCCACCGCCAAUCAAUCCAUGCGUACCAUCACCUUGUGGACCAAAUAGUAUCUGCCGUAGCAUAAACGACCAAGCUGUCUGCUCAUGUAAAUCUGGUUUCAUCAAUCAACCACCCAAUUGCCGCCCUGAGUGUGUGGUCAGUUCGGAGUGUGCGCCAGAACGCGCAUGUGUAAACAACAAAUGUGUUGAUCCAUGCUUACAUACUUGCGGCAUACGAGCUAUCUGCACAACGAAGAAUCAUAGCCCCAUCUGUACUUGCCCACGUGGCAUGACCGGUGAUCCAUUUGUACAAUGUUCGAAAAUACCAAUUAUUCACGAUAUUGAACCAACAGAACGUCCACCAUCCUGUGUACCAUCGCCUUGCGGUCCAAAUUCAAAAUGUCAAAUUGUCGGUGGUAGUCCGGCUUGCUCUUGUCUACAAGAUUUCAUCGGCGCGCCACCAAACUGUCGUCCAGAGUGUGUACUCAACUCUGAAUGCGGUCCAACUGAAGCUUGCAUCAAUCAAAAGUGCCGAGAUCCAUGUCCAGGCUCAUGUGGCUUUGAAGCCAAAUGUCAUGUCCUCAAUCAUGUACCAAUUUGCAAUUGUAUUGACGGUUACAACGGCGAUCCAUUUAUACGUUGCAGUCCCAUACCACCAGUAACGGAAACACCAAAAACACCAAACGAUCCUUGCGAUCCAAAUCCGUGCGGACCAAAUGCAGAUUGCUUCAAUGGCGAAUGCCGCUGUCAAGACAAUUAUCAAGGCAAUCCCUAUGAUGGCUGCCGUCCGGAAUGUACACUUUCUGCUGAUUGUGCACGCGAUAAAGCUUGCAUGCGUAACAAAUGUGUGGACCCAUGUCCUGGCACCUGUGGCAUUAAUGCCGUUUGUGAAGUACUCAACCAUAUACCAAUUUGUUCAUGUGUUUCUGACUACGAGGGUGAUCCGUUUAGUAGCUGCAAGCCUAAAGUUGUAAUUGAACGGCCAGAACAGGUUUGUUCACCAUCACCAUGCGGCGCCAACAGUCAGUGUCGCGAUAUCAACGGUCAUGCUGUGUGCUCUUGUUUAGAUGGAUACAUCGGCAGCCCACCACAAUGUCGCCCUGAAUGUGUAGUGUCUAGUGAGUGCUCAGCACUGCAAGCUUGUGUUAACAAAAAGUGUACUGAUCCAUGUGCGGGCUCUUGCGGCAUUGACGCACGUUGUGAAGUCAUCAAUCAUAGCCCAAUUUGUGGUUGCCCGCCCGGUAAAACUGGCGAUCCAUUCAAACGUUGUCUAGAUUUACCACCACCUGAACCACCGAGAGAACGAGAUCCAGGCACACCACGUGAUCCUUGCGUACCAUCGCCAUGCGGUCCCAAUUCCAUUUGCAAGGCUAGUGCUAGCGGACCUUCAUGCCAGUGCUUGCCAGAGUUCUUCGGCUCACCACCAAAUUGUCGCCCUGAGUGCAUAAUCAACCCAGAUUGUCCAUCCAGUCAAGCAUGUAUCAACAAUAAAUGCCGUGAUCCAUGUCCAGGUUCUUGCGGAACCAAUGCUGAAUGUCGCGUUAUUAGUCAUACUGUUUCCUGCUCAUGUCCCACCGGCUUUGCGGGUAAUGCUUUCGUACAAUGCAUCCCAGCUAUUGAAGAGCCUGUCAAACCAUGCGAACCCUCGCCAUGCGGUCCUAAUGCCGAAUGUAUUGAGCGAAACGGAGCAGCUUCAUGCAAAUGUAUUGACGAUUAUCAAGGCAAUCCUUACGACGGUUGUCGACCCGAAUGUGUACUCAGCUCCGACUGCCCAACAGAUAAGGCUUGCAUACGCAACAAAUGUAAAGAUCCUUGUCCUGGCAUAUGUGGCUCCAAUGCGCAAUGCUAUGCCGUUAAUCAUGUUCCGAACUGUGUUUGUAAUGAUGGUUACACUGGCGAUCCAUUCUCCAACUGUCAACGCCAAGUUACGCCAAUUCCGCCACCACCACAAGGCAAUCCAUGUCAACCAUCGCCUUGUGGACCGAACAGCAAAUGUCGCGUAUCGAAUAGCCUUGCUGUCUGUUCUUGUUUGGAUACAUUUAUUGGUGCACCACCAAAUUGUAAACCAGAAUGCACAGUCAACACAGAAUGUCCACAAAACAAGGCAUGCCAUAACUUUAGAUGCGCCAAUCCUUGUGCUGGCACAUGCGGCGUGGAUGCAAAAUGUGAAGUCAUCAAUCACAAUCCGAUUUGCAGUUGUCCACUAGAUAUGACUGGCGAUCCAUUCUCGCGUUGCUAUCCAGCACCACUACCCGCACCGAAAGACGAGCCUAAGACACCAAAGAAUCCAUGCUUCCCAUCACCGUGUGGCUUAUACGCGGAGUGUCGUGCCAUUGGCGAUCAGCCAUCUUGUUCAUGCCUGUCAAAUUACAUUGGUGUGCCACCAAAUUGCCGACCCGAAUGUGUCGUCAACACAGAUUGCCCAUCGGACAGAUCUUGCAUAGCAGAGAAAUGCCGUAAUCCAUGCGAAGGCACGUGUGGCAUCAACUCCGAGUGCCGUAUACAAAAUCAUCUAGCCAUCUGCACUUGCCGCACUGGCUACACCGGCGAUCCAUUCUCACAAUGCGUAGAAAUCAUCGAAGUCAAGACACCGCCCACAGUUUCAACGGAUCCUUGUGAUCUGCAACCAUGUGGCGCCAACGCUGAAUGCGACAAUGGCAUCUGCACUUGCAUACGCGACUAUCAAGGUGACCCGUACGUAGGAUGUCGCCCCGAAUGUACGCUCAGCACGGACUGUUCACCUAAUCGUGCUUGUCUCAAUAAGAAAUGUGUCGAUCCUUGUCCGGGCACUUGUGGCCAGAAUGCUCAAUGUGACGUUAGCAAUCAUAUACCAAUAUGCAGCUGUGCAAAGGGUUACACCGGCGAUCCGUUCAUCAACUGUCAUCCUGAGAUACGUGAACCAACACCCAAAGAUCCAUGUCAACCAAAUCCGUGCGGCCCGAACAGUAUUUGUCAAACAACCGCACAAGGUGCUGUCUGCGCCUGUCAGCCAGGCAUGUUGGGCUCACCACCCACCUGCAAGCCAGAAUGUAUAGUCAGCUCCGAGUGUUCACUACAAACCGCAUGCAUACAAAAGAAAUGUGUCGAUCCAUGUCCAGGCGCAUGUGGUCAAUUCGCCAGAUGUCAAGUAAUCAAUCAUAAUCCGAUUUGCACAUGCAAUGCUGGCUAUACUGGCGAUCCGUUUACACGUUGUUACGAAGAAGAACGUCUCGUUGAGCCACCUACAAAUCCUUGCGUACCAUCACCAUGUGGCCCGAACUCGGAAUGUAAGAUUGUCGGCGAUAGUCCCGCCUGCUCAUGUGCGGUCAGCUUUUUGGGAAAACCACCAAAUUGUCGCCCAGAAUGUACCAUCAAUCCGGAAUGUUCGCCUUCGAAGGCAUGUAUACGUCAGAAAUGUGAAGACCCAUGUGUGGGUUCGUGUGGCUUCAACGCGCGUUGCAAUGUGGCCAAUCAUAUGCCGAUUUGCACUUGUGAAGUGGGAUAUACUGGUGAUCCGUUCACCGGCUGCCAGCCUGUACAAGAGCGUAUCGUACACGAACAAGUUACACCGUGCGAGCCGAAUCCUUGCGGCUCGAAUGCAAUUUGUCGCGAUCGUAACGGCAUUGGCUCGUGUCAAUGUCUACCCGACUACUUUGGCGAUCCGUAUCAAUCGUGUCGACCCGAAUGUGUACGCAAUUCAGAUUGUCCGACACAGCAGGCGUGCACACAACAGAAAUGCCGCGAUCCAUGUCCGGGCACAUGUGGCACGAACGCUGAAUGCAGCGUCACGAAUCAUGUGCCGACAUGUAUGUGCCGCAUCGGUUAUACGGGCGAUCCGUAUCGUUAUUGUCAUGUGGAGCCGCCAGCACCGAUACGUCAAGAGCCACCUACAAACCCUUGUCAACCUUCACCUUGCGGUCCGAAUUCACAGUGUCGCGAACUUAAUGGUCAGGCGGUGUGUUCAUGUUUGGAACGUUAUAUCGGCGUACCGCCAAAUUGUCGUCCGGAAUGUGUGCUUAGCACUGAAUGUGCCUAUGAUAAGGCAUGCAUCAAUCAACGUUGUCAGGAUCCUUGUCCCGGCACUUGUGGCACGAAUGCAGAAUGCCGCGUGCGCAAUCAUAGUCCGUUGUGUCAGUGCCGCAACGGUUUUACCGGUGAUGCUUUCACACGUUGUUAUCCCAUACCACCUGCCCCACCAGCCAUUUCACACGUCGAGCGCGAUCCUUGUGUACCCUCGCCCUGCGGUCCGUAUAGUGAGUGUCGCAACAUCAACGGCGUACCAUCCUGUUCCUGUCUGCAGAGUUAUAUUGGCGCGCCACCAAAUUGUCAUCCGGAGUGUACCAUCAGCGCUGAGUGUCCUUCGAAUAGAGCUUGCAUACGUGAAAAAUGUAUCGAUCCUUGUCCGGGCUCUUGCGGCUUUUCCGCAGAGUGUAGUGUUGUCAAUCAUACACCGAUUUGCACAUGUCCCAAUGGUUAUACGGGCGAUCCAUUCAGCAACUGCCGUCCCUUACCACCAGAACCUAUUAUCAAUGAACCUGUCGAUCCAUGUCAUCCUUCGCCGUGUGGCGCAAAUGCUCAAUGCAACAAUGGCAUUUGUACUUGUCUGCCAGAAUAUCAUGGUGAUCCGUACACAGGCUGUCGUCCAGAAUGUGUCUUGAAUACGGACUGUCCACGUGAUAAGGCGUGCUUGCGCAGCAAAUGUGCUAAUCCAUGUCCAGGCACUUGUGGCGAAAACGCCAUUUGUGAUGUUAUAAACCAUAUACCUAUGUGCAGAUGCCCCGAUGGUACUGUCGGAAGUGCAUUCAUUCGUUGUAGUCCGGCGCCAAAAAUCGUAAAUACAAACCCUUGCCAUCCUUCGCCGUGUGGACCAAACUCACAAUGUCGUGAGGUCAACCAACAAGCAGUUUGUUCUUGUCUGCCAAACUUCAUAGGUAGUCCACCAACUUGCCGUCCUGAGUGUGUAUCGAAUUCCGAUUGUGCACCUACACAGGCUUGCCUUAAUCAAAAAUGUGGUGAUCCAUGCCCUGGUACUUGCGGUAUCGGUGCCAAAUGUACUGUUGUCAAUCACAGCCCAUUCUGCACGUGUCCACCUCGUUUCAGCGGUAAUCCGUUCAUUCGCUGUCAACCGAUAAUUGAACCACCACGCGACGUUGUGCCAACAGAUCCUUGUCGUCCAUCACCAUGCGGACCAUAUGCUCAGUGUCGCCCCAUUGGCGAAGCGCCAUCGUGCUCAUGUCUUGAAUCUUAUAUAGGUCGUCCACCUAAUUGUCGUCCAGAAUGUGUCACGAGCUCUGAUUGUGCCAGCAGCUUGGCUUGUAUAAAUCAGAAAUGUGUUGAUCCAUGUCCGGGUCGUUGUGGCGUCAAUGCGGAAUGCCGUGUGGUUAGCCAUGCAGUACAAUGUACUUGUGUGGUCGGCUAUACUGGCGAUCCGUUUGUGCAAUGUAAUCUACCACCCGAGCGAGAUGCGGUCGAGGUACGCACACCCUGCAGUCCGAGCCCAUGUGGCCCCAAUGCAGUUUGUCGCGAACGUAAUGGCGCUGGUUCAUGCGCUUGUUUGCCUGAAUAUUUCGGUAACCCCUACGAGGGUUGUCGGCCCGAAUGCGUAAUGAAUUCCGACUGCCCAUCGAAUAAGGCAUGCCAACAGCAGAAGUGCCAGGAUCCUUGUCCGGGUACUUGUGGUCAGAAUGCCGAUUGCCAAGUUGUCAAUCAUUUGCCUUCUUGUACAUGCAUUACGGGCUACACGGGUGAUCCAUAUCGCGUGUGCACUCGACCAAUUGAACCUUUACGUACGGAAUACGUAAACCCAUGUCAACCAUCGCCAUGCGGACCAAACUCUCAAUGUCGCGAAUCAAAUGAUGUGGCUGUGUGCUCUUGUCUACCAGAAUUUAUUGGUACACCACCCGCUUGUCGUCCCGAGUGCACAAUUUCGUCAGAAUGCGCCACAGAUAGGGCUUGCAUCAAUCAGAAGUGCGUAGAUCCAUGCGCUGCUGACCCCUGUGGCAGCAAUGCUCAAUGUCGCGUUAGGAAUCAUAGUCCAAUUUGUACUUGCAAUAAUGGAUUUACCGGCGAUGCAUUCACCAGAUGUUAUCCUAUACCACCGCCACCAAUCGAAAUUGAACGCGAAGAGAUUCGUGACCCUUGCCUUCCAUCGCCCUGUGGUCCUAAUGCAGAAUGUCGCAAUGUAAACGGGGUACCAUCAUGUUCUUGUUUAGCUACUUUUAUUGGUCAGCCACCCAACUGUCGUCCAGAAUGCACCAUCAACUCAGAAUGUCCAAGUCAACAGGCUUGCAUCAAUCAGAAAUGUCGCGAUCCCUGCCCGGGUGCUUGUGGUCUAAAUACAGUUUGUCGUGUAAUGAACCAUACGCCAACUUGUCUGUGCAUAGACGACUAUGUUGGAAAUCCAUUUAUCAACUGCAGCCCCAAACCACCAGAACCAACUCAACCACCAGUACGUGAUGAUCCAUGUGUGCCAUCACCAUGUGGACCCAAUGCCCAAUGUAACAAUGGACAAUGCACAUGUAUUCCUGAAUACCAAGGUGAUCCUUACGUAGGCUGUCGUCCGGAAUGUGUACUUAAUUCAGAUUGUGCUCGUGAUCGCGCUUGCGUGCGCAAUAAAUGUAUCGACCCUUGUCCCGGAACUUGCGGAACCAACGCUAUUUGUAUUGUCAAUAGCCACGUGCCCAUGUGUCACUGUCCGGACAAUAUGUCGGGCAACGCCUUCUUUGAGUGUCGCGUAAUUGAAAAACCAGUUCCAAUAAAUCCUUGUCAACCAUCACCGUGUGGCCCUAACAGUCAAUGCCGCGAACUUCAAAAUGUAGGCGUGUGCUCCUGCUUACCGGACUUCAUUGGUAGUCCACCACAGUGUAGACCGGAAUGUACAACGAACUCUGAUUGUCCGCCGGAUCAGGCAUGUCAGAACUCUAAGUGCCGCGAUCCUUGUCCUGGAACCUGUGGCUUUAAUGCAGUUUGCAACGUUGUCAAUCAUAAUCCAUUCUGUACUUGUCGCGCGCAAAUGACAGGAAAUCCAUUUGUGCGUUGCCAGGAAAUAAUUGCUCCAAUACGUGAUGCUACACCCGCCAAUCCUUGUGUGCCCUCGCCUUGCGGACCUAAUUCCGAAUGUCGCGUUUCAGGUGACUCCCCGUCAUGUUCAUGUUUGCCAGAUUUUACAGGAUCACCACCAAAUUGUCGCCCUGAAUGUGUUUCAAAUUCAGAAUGCCCAUCUACACAAGCAUGUAUAAAUCAAAAAUGCAAAGAUCCCUGUCCUGGACUGUGUGGCUCAAAUGCCAAUUGUCGUGUCUUCAGUCACACACCCAUGUGUCUCUGUCAAGAAGGCUUUACUGGAGAUCCAUUUUCACAAUGUAACCCAGUACGAGCAGAACCGAUCGAAGUAUUGCGACCAUGCAAUCCCAGUCCAUGCGGUAUCAAUGCUAAAUGUGAAGAACGCGACAACGCAGGUUCUUGCCAAUGCUUACCAGAGUACUUCGGUAACCCAUACGAAGGUUGUCGUCCAGAAUGUGUCCUGAACUCAGAUUGUCCAUCGAAUAAAGCUUGUCAAAAUCAGAAAUGCGCUGAUCCUUGUCCCGGCACUUGUGGUACAAAUGCAGUAUGUCAAGUAAUAAAUCAUUUACCUUCCUGCGAAUGCUAUCCCGGCUACAAUGGUGAUCCUUAUCGCCUCUGCCAAAUAGUACAAGAAGAACCUCCCAAAGUAUACGUUAAUCCCUGUCAACCUUCGCCUUGUGGUCCAAACUCAAAAUGUCGCGAAGUAAACGGUCAAGGAGUAUGUUCUUGUUUGCCAGAGUAUGUCGGUAGUCCACCAGCAUGUCGACCUGAAUGUACAUCCAGCUCUGAAUGUGCUACUGAAAAAGCUUGUAUCAAUCGCAAAUGUGUAGAUCCCUGUCCGGGCGUCUGUGGACAGAAUGCAGAGUGUCGCGUAAGAAACCACAGCCCUAUCUGCACAUGUAACAAUGGAUUCACCGGCGACGCCUUCGUACGUUGCUUCCGAAUUAUAACACCGGUUUCAUCACCACCGCCACAACGUCAACCACAAGAUCCUUGCGUGCCAUCACCGUGUGGACCAAACUCACAGUGCCGCGAUAUUAACGGCUCACCAUCAUGCUCCUGCCUACCAAAUUUCCUUGGUGCUCCACCCACUUGCCGUCCGGAAUGUAGUCUGAACUCAGAGUGUCCAAGCCAUCAAGCCUGUAUAAAUCAGAAAUGUCGAGACCCAUGUCCAGGUUCUUGUGGCAUUAGCGCAUUGUGCAAUGUGAUUAGUCACACACCAAUUUGUACAUGCCAAACCGGUUACACUGGUAAUCCGUUCACUGUCUGCAAUCCGUUACCACCGCCAAGAAGUAAGUCAGUAGUUAGAUUAAAAGGUGCCUUUAGUAAAACCCGUAUUUUUUGUGCAGUUGAAGUUGUACCUCAAGACGACCCAUGUAUACCCUCACCAUGCGGCCCUAACGCAAAAUGUAACAAUGGUCAGUGUACAUGUAUACCCGAAUAUAAUGGAGAUCCUUACACAGGCUGUAGGCCAGAAUGUGUAUUGCAUACCGAUUGCGCUAGAGAUCGCUCUUGUGUACGACACAAAUGUGUUGAUCCUUGUCCAGGAACCUGCGCUUCUAAUGCCAUCUGCGAAGUCAUGAAUCAUAUACCAAUUUGUCGCUGUCCCGACGGCAUGGAAGGCAACGCUUUCGUACAAUGCUCACCUAUACCGAAAUUGGAUGUACCACAAAAUCCUUGCCAGCCCUCGCCUUGCGGUCCAAAUAGUCAGUGCCGUGAGGUAAACCAACAAGCUGUGUGCUCUUGCAUUGCAUCCUUUGUCGGUAGUCCACCGUUUUGUAGGCCGGAAUGCACAAUCAAUUCCGAGUGUCCGCUUAAUCAAGGUUGUCUCAAUCAAAGAUGUUCCGAUCCGUGUCCUGGCGUUUGUGGCAACAAUGCCCUUUGUCAUGUUGCCAAUCAUAUACCGUUCUGCCGUUGUCCAGACAGAUAUUCUGGCAAUCCGUUUGUUAGUUGUCAACCGAUUUUAGACACACCCGAACCACGUCCACCGAGUCAACCUUGUGUUCCAUCGCCAUGUGGUCCAUACUCGGAAUGCCGCGCUGUUGGCGACACGCCUUCGUGUACUUGCUUAGCUGACUAUAUCGGUGCGCCUCCAAAUUGUCGACCAGAAUGCGUAACCAGCUCAGAAUGCAACACCAAUUUAGCGUGUAUUAAUCAAAAAUGCAAAGAUCCUUGCCCAGGUUUAUGUGGCAACAGCGCUUUGUGUCGUGUGCUUUCACACACUCCAAGCUGUUAUUGUCCAGCCGGCUUUGAAGGAGAUCCAUUCAUACAAUGUGUGGAAAGCAAGAUACCGCAAUUGGAUCACAUCGAUCCUUGCAAUCCAAGUCCAUGCGGUCCAAAUGCACGAUGCAUGCAACGUAAUGACGCUGGUUCAUGCCAAUGCCUUCCGGAAUACUUUGGAAAUCCUUACGAAGGCUGUAGACCCGAAUGUAUGUUGAAUUCCGAUUGUGCUUCCAAUAUGGCUUGUCAAAAUAUGAAAUGUCGCGAUCCUUGUCCGGGCACUUGUGGACAGAAUGCCAUUUGUUCAGUACUAAAUCAUGUGCCAACCUGUAAUUGUGUACCUGGCUAUAGUGGCGAUCCAUAUCGUUCUUGCCAAGUGGAGAAACAACCUAUCAAGGAAUAUGUCAAUCCAUGCCAGCCAUCACCUUGUGGUCCCAACUCGCAGUGUCGAGAAAUUAACGAACAAGCUGUGUGCUCUUGUUUACCCGAAUACAUUGGCAGUCCACCACUUUGCCGACCCGAGUGCACCAUCUCGACUGAGUGUGCAUUCGACAAAGCCUGUAUCAAUCAGAAAUGCGCAGAUCCUUGCCCGGGCACAUGCGGGCAGAGUGCCAAUUGUCGCGUACAUAAUCAUAGUCCAAUCUGUUCUUGCCGUGCAGGUUUUACAGGAGAUGCCUUUUCACGUUGUUUCGCUAUACCACCCACACCACCUACACCCGUACAACGCCAACCCGUCGAUCCUUGUGUUCCUUCACCAUGUGGUCCGAAUUCACAGUGCCGUCGCGUUGGAGAAUCACCUUCAUGUUCGUGUUUACCUAGUUAUAUUGGCGCUCCACCGAAUUGUCGUCCAGAAUGCACCAUUAAUGCUGAAUGUCCAAGCAGUCAGGCGUGUAUCAAUGAAAAAUGUCGCGAUCCUUGUCCCGGCUCAUGUGGUUUGGGCGCUAUCUGUAAUGUUAUAAAUCAUACUCCAAGCUGUGUUUGCCCUACUGGAUAUACUGGAGAUCCUUUCACUUACUGUCUACCAGAGCCACCACCAAAACCUGUUGUCAAAGAUGAUCCGUGCAAUCCUUCACCCUGCGGUUCAAAUGCUCAAUGCAACGAUGGUAUAUGUACAUGUAUACCAGAAUACCAGGGCGAUCCAUAUACCGGAUGUCGACCUGAAUGUGUACUUAAUACAGACUGUCCACGCGAUCGCGCUUGCAUACGAAAUAAAUGUGUUGAUCCUUGCCCCGGCACUUGUGCAUCAAAUGCUUUGUGUAGCGUCAUCAAUCACAUACCUAUCUGCUCAUGCCCGAACGGAAUGUCUGGCAACGCUUUUAUACAGUGCUCUCCGUUACCACCGCCAGUUAAAGUUAACCCUUGUCAGCCCUCACCUUGUGGUCCCAACUCACAGUGUCGCGAAGUAAAUGAGCAAGCUGUUUGCUCUUGCAUACCAGGCUUCAUUGGCGCACCACCAACAUGUCGACCGGAGUGUACUGCUAAUCAGGAAUGUCCAGCCAACUUGGCGUGCAUAAAUCAAAAAUGUGUCGAUCCUUGUCCUGGUAGUUGCGGACGGAAUGCCCAGUGCAGUACCGUGAAUCACAAUCCUUUCUGCACGUGCAUACCACAUUACACUGGAAAUCCAUUUGUCGCUUGCCAACGUAUCAUAGAACAACCUCAAUUGGAUGACACACCAAGUGAUCCUUGUCGUCCAUCGCCUUGCGGUCCCAACUCAGAAUGUCGCGCUAUCGGCAACACGCCAUCGUGCACUUGUCUUCCAAAUUUCAUUGGUUCCCCUCCUUACUGCAAGCCGGAAUGCGUUUCAAAUUCGGAAUGCCCAUCCACACAGGCAUGCAUUAAUCAAAAAUGCAAAGAUCCCUGCCCAGGACUAUGUGGUACUAGUGCUGAGUGUCACGUCGUAUCACACACACCGCGUUGCAACUGUUUGCCUGGCUUUACUGGCGAUCCAUUCACAAUUUGCCAGCCAAUACGUAUAGCCGCGCCGAUUGAAGUGCUGAACCCAUGUUCGCCGUCGCCUUGCGGUGCCAACGCAAAUUGCCUCGAACGUAAUGGAGCCGGCGCGUGUCAAUGUUUACCGGAAUACUUUGGCAAUCCAUACGAGGGUUGUCGACCGGAAUGUGUUCUCAAUUCGGACUGUCCCUCGAACAAGGCUUGUCAGAAUCAAAAAUGUCGGGAUCCUUGCCCCGGUACCUGUGGACAGAAUGCUGAAUGUAAUGUCGUCAACCAUAUACCGACUUGUAACUGCUUCGUUGGUUAUACCGGGGAUCCAUAUCGUUAUUGUACAAGACCAGCAGAACCCAUUGUACAAGAGUACGUAAACCCAUGCCAACCCAGUCCAUGUGGACCGAAUUCUCAGUGUCGUGAAGUAAACGGUCAAGCUGUGUGCUCAUGUUUAAGUGAGUUUAUAGGCGUACCACCUUCUUGUAGACCCGAGUGUACAUCUAGUUCGGAGUGUACAAGUGAUAAGGCGUGUAUAAAUCGAAAAUGCGUUGACCCUUGUCCUGGUGUUUGCGGUCAAAGUGCGCUAUGUCAAGUGCGCAAUCAUAGUCCAAUUUGUUCCUGUCGUAGUGGUCUAACCGGUGAUCCAUUCGUGCGUUGUUACCCCUUACCACGUAAGCAAAGUGAAGUUAUUCCUGGAGAUGUACUAUAUCGUGAUCAAUAUUUUCCUUUAGCGCCAACACCUCCUAAAGCCGUCGAUGAAUACCGUGAUCCUUGCGUGCCAUCACCAUGUGGUCCAUAUGCCACUUGUCGUAACCAAAAUAACGUGCCAUCUUGUACAUGCCAACCAAAUUAUAUAGGCGCACCUCCCAAUUGUCGUCCCGAGUGUACAGUUAACUCCGAUUGUAUCAGUAGCCAGGCAUGUAUAAAUGAACGAUGUCGCGAUCCAUGUCCGGGUGCAUGCGGUGUAAAUACGGUGUGCAGUGUCAUAAACCACACACCGAACUGUGCAUGCCAGCCCGGUUAUAUAGGCGACGCAUUCAUUGCUUGUCAUCCAGCACCACCACCUCCACCACCUCAACAAGAACCUAUUGAUCCUUGCAAUCCUAGCCCAUGUGGACCCAACGCUAUCUGCUCAGGUGAUGGGCAAUGUACGUGUAUAGCUGAGUAUCAGGGUGAUCCCUAUGUCUCGUGUAAACCAGAAUGUAUACUCAAUACAGAGUGUCCACGUGAUCGCGCCUGCAUAAGACAGAAAUGUGUUGAUCCUUGUCCAGGCACAUGUGGCUCAGAGGCCAUAUGUGAAGUCUUUAAUCAUGUGCCCAUGUGCCGUUGUCCGGAACGUAUGACCGGCAAUGCAUUUGUGCAAUGUGUACCGGUUCAAACUGAUAUUUACCGUAAUCCUUGUCAACCAUCGCCUUGUGGUCCGAACUCACAAUGUCGCGAAGUGAACUCACAAGCUGUGUGCAGUUGUCUACCCAACUAUCUAGGCAGUCCACCAUCAUGUCGCCCAGAAUGUACCAGCAACUCUGAUUGUCCACCAAACCGUGCUUGUCAAAAUCAACGUUGCGUAGAUCCAUGUCCCGGUACAUGUGGUUUGUAUGCCAAAUGCGCUGUUGUCAAUCACAAUCCUUUCUGUUCGUGCAAUGAACGCUAUACAGGCAAUCCUUUUGUACAAUGUCGUCCUAUAAUUGAACCUGUGCGUGAUGUUACACCAGUCAACCCAUGUCAACCAUCACCUUGUGGACCGAAUAGUCGCUGCCAACCUGUGGGUGAAUCGCCAUCGUGUUCUUGCCUUGAAAACUUCUACGGUCAACCACCCAACUGUCGUCCCGAAUGUGUGACAAACUCGGAAUGUUCGUCAAACAAUGUUUGUCGAAAUAAUCGCUGUGUGGAUCCAUGUCCUGGACUUUGUGGCAACAAUGCGCUCUGUCGUGUUAUAAGUCACUCAGCAAUGUGUUACUGUGAGAACGACUACACCGGUGAUCCAUUCGUACAGUGUACCUUGAUUGUACGUGCACCAACCGAAGUUGUCGAUCCUUGCAAUCCGAAUCCGUGCGGUUCAUUCGCCGAAUGCUUGCAGCAAAAUGGUGUAGGCUCAUGUAAAUGUCUUGAUGAAUAUUUCGGAAACCCCUACGAAGGGUGCCGUCCUGAAUGUGUGCUGAAUACCGAUUGUCCAUCCAACAAGGCGUGUAUCAAUCAGAAAUGUCGCGAUCCUUGCCCCGGUACAUGUGGUUUGAAUGCUGAAUGUUACACCAGAAAUCAUCUACCUACCUGCUCUUGCUUAUACGGCUUUGUAGGUGAUCCAUAUCGUUAUUGCGCCGUUGAAGAGAAACCCAUAGUACAAGAAUAUGUCAACCCUUGUCAACCAUCGCCAUGCGGUCCAAAUAGUCAGUGUCGCGAAGUGAAUAGUCAAGCAGUGUGCUCUUGUCUGCCAGAAUUUAUUGGCACUCCACCGGCGUGUAGGCCCGAAUGUACUAUAAGUACUGAGUGUAACUUCGACAAAGCCUGUAUCAAUCAAAAAUGUGCCGAUCCAUGUCCAGGUGUUUGUGGUACCGGAGCCCAGUGUCAAGUGCGCAACCACGCACCAUUGUGUUCUUGUCAGCUUGGUUAUACUGGUGAUCCGUUUACCCGUUGUUAUCCCAUACCUCCGCCACCACCGACAUCUGUCGCCGAACCAAUACGAGAUCCCUGCUUGCCUUCACCUUGUGGCCCCAACUCUCAGUGCAGAAAUGUCAACGGUCAAGCCUCAUGCUCUUGUUUACCCAAUUUCUUUGGCGCACCACCAAAUUGUCGUCCAGAGUGUGUCACCAACUCGGAGUGUUCAUCUAACUUGGCAUGUAUUAAUAACCGUUGCACUGAUCCGUGUCCAGGUUCUUGCGCGUACAAUGCUCAAUGCAGUGUGAUAAAUCACAUACCCAUAUGUUCUUGUCCAAAGGAUUAUGUAGGCGAUCCAUUUGUUAGUUGUCAACCAGCACCACCACCUCAACCACCAGUGAAAGAUGAUCCUUGUAAUCCAUCACCUUGUGGCCCUAACGCCGUCUGUAACGAUGGCCAAUGCAGCUGUAUACCUGAAUAUCAAGGCGACCCCUUCGUUGGCUGUCGUCCGGAGUGUACUUUGAAUUCUGAAUGUCCACACGAUAAGGCUUGUAUUAGAAAUAAAUGUGUGGAUCCAUGUCCGGGUACUUGUGGUGUCAAUGCUAUUUGCGAAGUGCUAAAUCAUGUGCCCAUGUGCCGUUGUCCAGAUGGCAUGUCCGGAAAUGCGUUCUACCAAUGUGAUCCAAUACCACCUAAACUUGUCUCCAAUCCAUGUGAACCAUCACCGUGCGGUCCGAAUAGCCGCUGUCGCGUUGUCAACCAAAAUGCUGUUUGUUCUUGCAUCGAAGGUUUCAUCGGUAAUCCACCUACAUGUCGUCCAGAGUGUGUCCGUAAUUCUGAUUGUGGUCCACAAAUGGCCUGUCAGAACCAAAAGUGUGUCGAUCCUUGUCCUGGAGCUUGUGGUUUUAAUGCUAUUUGUAAAGUGACAAAUCAUGCGCCUAUCUGUACAUGUCCGGUGCGUCAUACUGGAAAUCCAUUUGUGGCCUGCCAACCCAUAAUUGAACCACCGAUACGCUUACAAGAACCAAAGGAUCCUUGCUACCCAUCACCUUGCGGUCCGAAUUCGCAAUGUCGCGCUGUCGGUGAUGCUCCAUCAUGCUCCUGUUUACCAGAAUUUGUUGGCUCACCACCUAACUGUCGACCGGAAUGUGUUACGAAUAGUGAAUGCAGCCAAGACAAGGCAUGCAUUAAUCAAAAAUGUGUUGAUCCUUGCCCUGGCUUAUGUGGACAGAAUGCUCAAUGUCGUGUAAUCAGUCAUACAGCUAUGUGCCUUUGUACGCCUGGUUUUACAGGCGAUCCCUUUACGGCCUGCUUACCAGAGCCAGUGAAACAAGAUGAAAUCAUAUCGCCUUGUGAACCAAAUCCAUGUGGUGUUAACGCAGAGUGUCGCCAAGUGAACAACGCCGGUUCUUGUCAGUGUUUGCCCGACUACUUUGGCAACCCUUAUGAUGGCUGUCGUCCAGAAUGUGUCACGAACUCGGACUGUCCGCUUGAUAAAUCUUGUCAGAAUCAGAAAUGCCGUGAUCCUUGUCCGGGUGUGUGCGCGCUAAAUGCUAUUUGUCGCGUAAUAAAUCACUUGCCAUCUUGUAAUUGUCUUGAUGGCUUCAUAGGUGAUCCGUACACUUAUUGUCAAUUACCAGUGAAACCAAUUAUGAAAGAGUAUGUUAAUCCUUGUCAACCAUCGCCCUGCGGACCGAACUCACAAUGUCGCGAAGUGAACAAUCAAGCGGUGUGUUCAUGUCUGCCUGCUUUUGUUGGCACACCACCAGCAUGUCGACCCGAGUGUACCACAAGCGCUGAAUGUUCCUUAGAUAAGGCGUGCAUCAACCAGAAAUGUCAGAAUCCUUGCCCUGGCACAUGCGGUUCCAAUGCGGAAUGUAACGUACGUAAUCACUCACCUUUCUGUACUUGUUUGAAUGGAUAUACAGGAAAUGCCUUCACGCGCUGUCACCCAAUACCACGUAAGCUUAUGUCACAUGAACGCGUUUCCCAAAAUCAUAAUACAUUUCAUUCUGUAGCACCGCCUCCAGCUGCAACACCACCUGAACCUGUACGAAAUCCAUGUGUGCCCUCGCCUUGUGGACAGUUUGCUGAAUGUCGCGAUAUCAACGGUAGUCCGUCUUGCUCAUGUCUACCUACUUAUAUAGGUAGUCCACCUAACUGUCGACCAGAAUGUACAAGAAAUUCGGAUUGCGCCAGCUCACAAGCUUGUAUUAAUCAAAAAUGUCGCGAUCCUUGCCCAGGCGCGUGUGGUUUUAACGCAAAUUGUCAUGUUAUUAAUCACACACCGAUUUGUCAGUGCGCGUCAGGCUUGAUUGGAGAUCCAUUUGUCUCUUGCCAAGCGCCGCCACCGCCACCUCCUAAACUGGCAGAGGACCCAUGCAAUCCCUCGCCUUGUGGUCCAAAUACUGUGUGUCGCGAUGGUCAGUGCGAAUGUAUACCGGAGUAUCAAGGUAAUCCAUUGAUUGGUUGUCGCCCAGAAUGUGUUUUGAACACAGACUGUUCUUCGGACAAGGCAUGUAUACGUCAAAAAUGUAUGGAUCCUUGUCCGGGCACGUGUGCCUCGAACGCCAUUUGUGAAGUGCACAACCACAUACCAAUGUGUCAUUGUCCAGAAGGUAUGACCGGUAAUGCAUUCGCUCUGUGCCAACCUAUACCUACGCCAGUGCAGACAAAUCCAUGCCAACCAUCGCCAUGUGGUCCAAACUCACAGUGUCGCGUGAUAAAUCAACAAGCUGUGUGUUCUUGCUUACCUGAAUUUAUUGGUGCGCCACCAUCUUGUCGUCCCGAAUGUACCAGCAAUGCAGAAUGUGCCCUUAAUCGCGCCUGUUUGCAGCAGAAAUGUGUCGAUCCUUGUCCUGGAGUAUGCGGCGUCAAUGCCGAGUGCACGGUCAUCAAUCACUCGCCGAUUUGUCGCUGCACCAAUUCUUACACUGGCAAUCCGUUCGUUGCAUGCAGUCCUAUUCGAAUUGUUCCUCAAUUGGAUGUUGUACCUAAAGAUCCUUGUCGUCCCUCGCCGUGCGGACCGAAUGCUGAGUGUCGCGCUGUAGGCGACAGCCCAUCAUGUUCAUGUCUCAAAAACUUUAUUGGUGCACCACCAAACUGCCGUCCUGAAUGUGUAACAAAUUCCGAGUGUCCACUGUCACAAGCUUGCAUUAAUCAACGUUGCCAAGAUCCCUGUCCGGGUGUUUGCGGCUCAAACGCCGAUUGUCAUGUCAUUAAUCAUACACCAAUGUGUGUGUGUACAAGCGGUUAUACUGGAGAUCCAUUCAACCAUUGCGACGUCAUACGCGAUGUACCGCAAGAAGUACUCAACCCUUGUCAACCAAGUCCUUGCGGAACCAACACGGAAUGUAUCGUACGCAACGGCGCAGGCGCUUGUCAAUGCCUACCCGAAUAUCAAGGCAACCCAUAUGAGGGUUGUCGUCCUGAAUGUGUUGUAAACUCUGAUUGUCCAACGAACAAAGCUUGCCUACAGAACAAAUGUAAGGAUCCCUGCCCAGGCACUUGCGGACAGAAUGCAAUUUGUUAUGUACGCAAUCAUUUGCCAACUUGCAACUGUUUAACUGGUUAUUCAGGUGAUCCUUACAGCUACUGUACGGUAUUGACAGAACCUAAAUUAGACGUGGUAAACCCAUGUCAGCCUUCACCAUGUGGACCAAAUUCACAAUGCAAGGAAGUCAAGCAACAAGCGGUCUGCUCCUGUCUACCAACAUUCAUCGGCACUCCACCAGACUGCCGCCCCGAAUGUACCAUAUCCAGCGAAUGUGCGCUUGAUAAGGCAUGUGUCAAUCAAAAAUGCGUCGAUCCGUGCCCCGGCGUGUGUGGACUUAACGCCGAAUGCCGCGUGCAUAACCAUAACCCACUUUGCACGUGUCGAAACCGUUACACCGGCGAUGCCUUUACUAGAUGCUAUCCUAUACCACCACCACCGCCCGUGCCCGUAAUUAGAGAGGAAUACCGCGAUCCAUGCGUACCAUCACCUUGCGGUGCUAAUGCUGUAUGUCGUAACGUCAAUGGUCAGGCCUCGUGUACUUGUCUGCCCAACUACUUAGGUGCACCACCCAACUGCCGACCCGAGUGUUCAAUCAAUGCCGAGUGCUCACCACACUUGGCGUGUAUAAAUGAAAAAUGUCGCGACCCUUGCCCGGGAUCUUGUGGUUUCUCUGCGAUUUGUAGUGUCAUUAAUCACACGCCGAUAUGUACCUGCCCAGCUGAUUAUACAGGUGAUCCGUUCACUAGCUGUAUGCCUAAGCCACCUGAGCCCCAACUGCCUUUACAAGACCCAUGUAAUCCGUCCCCCUGCGGUAGUAAUGCCAUAUGUAAUAACGGCGUAUGCUCCUGCUUGCCUGAGUACCAAGGAAACGCUUAUUCCGGUUGUCGACCAGAAUGUGUACUCAAUACUGAGUGCCCACGUGACAAAGCUUGUAUAAGAAACAAAUGCGUUGACCCUUGCCCAGGCACAUGUGGUGUGGGAGCCAUAUGUGAUGUGUUUAAUCAUAUACCAAUGUGUCGUUGCCCUGAUGGUAUGUCGGGCAACGCUUUCAUUCAAUGCUCUGUACUACAAACCCCGCCAACUGUAACGAAUGUGUGUCAACCAUCGCCGUGCGGCCCUAAUUCACAAUGUCAUGAAGUUAAUCAACAGGCAGUUUGCGCUUGCUUGCCUAACUAUUUCGGCUCACCACCAAACUGCCGACCUGAGUGUACCAUAAAUUCGGAUUGUCCACCGAACUUAGCUUGCGUUAAUCAGAAAUGUCGAGAUCCAUGUCCCGGAAGCUGUGGCGUACGUGCCAUGUGCUCAGUCAUUAAUCACGCGCCAUUCUGUAGUUGCCCGAGCGGCUACACCGGCAAUGCGCAUACUCUAUGCCAACUAUUGCCACCACCGACGCCUCAACAGGAACCUGUAAAUCCCUGCGUACCUUCGCCAUGCGGACCCAACUCACAAUGUGCUGACAGAAACGGUUCACCAUCAUGCAGCUGCUUACCAGAUUAUAUUGGUGCACCACCAAAUUGCCGCCCAGAAUGUUUAUCUUCCUCGGAAUGUGCCAGCAAUAAAGCAUGUAUCAACAUGAAGUGCCGAGAUCCAUGUCCCGGUAUUUGUGGCACAUCAGCUACUUGUCAUGUGGUUAGUCACACCCCAUCUUGUGUCUGCAUCGCCGGUUAUAUGGGUGAUCCGUUCACGCAAUGUUAUCCCGAACCGAUUGUUGAGCUCGAGCAGAUUAACCCGUGUGUGCCCAGUCCAUGUGGCAGCAACGCUGUUUGUACCACACAAAACAAUGCCGGCGCUUGUAAGUGUCUGCCAGAGUAUUUCGGCAAUCCAUAUGAGGGUUGCCGUCCUGAGUGUAUUGCAAAUUCGGAUUGUCCUUCGAAUAAGGCUUGUCGAAAUCAAAAGUGUCAAGAUCCCUGCCCUGGCGUUUGUGGACAAAAUGCGCAGUGUGACGCCAUUAAUCAUUUGCCUACCUGCAGUUGUCUGUCGGGUUACACCGGUGACCCGUACAGCUACUGUAAUGUUUUGAAAGAACGUAAGCAUCAUAUUUAAUAUGUCAAUCCAUGCAUACCCUCGCCAUGUGGCCCGAAUUCUCAAUGUCGCGAGGUAAACGAACAAGCCGUAUGUUCAUGUCUGCCCGAAUUUAUUGGAAGUCCACCCUCUUGUCGUCCCGAAUGCACAUCGAACUCUGAAUGUCCUGCCGAUAAAGCCUGUAUCAACAAGAAAUGUCAAGAUCCUUGCCCUGGCACUUGUGGCUCGAAUGCUGAGUGUCGCGUACGUUCACAUAGCCCGUAUUGUAGUUGUCGUCCAGGUUAUACUGGUGAUGCAUUUGUCCGUUGCAAUCCAAUACCACCACCACCACCGCCAGCGCGUGAACCAUACCGCGAUCCAUGUGUUCCUUCCCCUUGCGGCCAAUAUGCCGUUUGUCGUGUUGUGAACGAACAACCGACGUGUUCUUGUCUACCUUCGUAUACCGGUUCACCGCCUAAUUGCCGCCCAGAAUGUGUUAUAAACUCGGACUGUGCCAGCAAUCGCGCCUGCAUAAACGAAAAGUGUCGCGAUCCAUGCCCAGGAUCUUGUGGAGUGUAUGCUGUUUGCAACGUUUUAAAUCAUACGCCAGUGUGUACGUGCCCAUCCGGAUAUAUCGGUGAUCCAUUCACGAGUUGUCACCCGCAACCAGCUCCACCACCACCACCUACCCCUGCUGACGAUCCUUGCAUACCAUCACCGUGUGGCAUUAACGCUCAAUGCAGCGAUGGUAUUUGCACUUGCAUCGGCGAAUAUCAAGGCGACCCAUACACUGGUUGCCGUCCUGAAUGUAUUCUUAACAGCGAAUGCUCGCGCGAUAAAGCUUGUAUCAACCAGAAAUGUCAAGAUCCUUGUCCCGGCACCUGUGCUUCGAACGCGAUAUGUGAAGUACACAAUCAUGUACCCAUGUGCCACUGCCCAGCGGGAAUGCAAGGCAAUGCAUUUGUUCUAUGCCAACCACUACCGGAGCGGCCACCUGAACCACCGCAUCCAUGCCAACCAUCACCAUGUGGUCCAAACUCCCAAUGUCAAGAUAGAAAUGGUAUAGCUGUUUGUUCGUGUGUAGCAGAUAUGAUAGGUACACCACCCGCUUGUCGCCCCGAAUGUAUCAGCAACUCAGAGUGUCCAAUGAACCGCGCAUGCAUCAAUCAGAAAUGCAAAGAUCCUUGUCCAGGCGCUUGCGGCCAUAAUGCACUCUGCAACAUUGUGAAUCAUAACCCAAUUUGCUCGUGUCCAACGGGUUAUACCGGAAGUCCAUUUGUAGCUUGUCAACCCAUCUUUUCUACAGCUCCUCCAACUUAUGAAGAACCACGCGAUCCCUGCCGUCCAUCACCGUGCGGCGCCAAUGCUCAAUGCAGCAACAUAAAUGGUGCACCUUCAUGUACUUGUCUCUCUGAAUUUAUAGGCGUACCACCAAAUUGUCGUCCAGAAUGCAUAUCUAAUUCAGAAUGUCCAUCCGAUAAGGCUUGCAUUAAUCAGAAGUGUCGCGAUCCAUGCCCGGGUCUGUGUGGUUCCAAUGCACAGUGUCAUACUUUGAAUCACAUACCCAAUUGUGUUUGUGAACAAGGUUACGUUGGAGACCCCUUCACCGUCUGCCGCUUGCCAUUACCGCCACCACCAGCACCAGUACCUGACUUUAUAGACCCAUGUGUACCGAACCCUUGUGGAGAUAAUGCGGAAUGUCGUCGUCAUAACAAUGUUGGAUCUUGUGUCUGUUUACCGGAAUAUUUCGGAAACCCCUAUGAAGGUUGCCGACCUGAGUGUGUGCUGAAUAGUGAUUGCCCAUCAAAUAAAGCCUGCGUACAACGUAAAUGUCAAGAUCCAUGUCCUGGCACUUGCGGUCGCAAUGCCGAAUGUCAGGUUGUUAAUCACCUACCCGUUUGUCAUUGCUUCGGUGGCUAUACGGGCAAUCCGUUUAGCUUAUGCUCACCUGUAAAACAAUUGGAGCCCAUUUAUGUUAACCCAUGUCAACCUUCGCCGUGCGGUCCGAAUGCACAGUGCCAUGAGGUUAAUCAACAAGCUGUUUGUUCGUGCUUGCCUGAAUUUAUUGGCUCACCUCCUGCUUGCCGUCCAGAAUGUACCGUUAAUUCGGAAUGUCCGCUCACACAGGCUUGCAUAAAUCGUAAAUGCGCAGAUCCUUGCCCUGGCACCUGUGGUCAAAAUGCAGAAUGUCGCGUCUACAACCAUAAUCCGAUUUGUUCGUGCAGAGUUAGCUAUACGGGAGAUGCUUUUACGCGUUGUUAUUCAAUUCCACAGCCAAUCGCAGAUGUAACGCCACAACCACCAAGUAAUCCCUGCAAUCCUUCACCUUGUGGCCAAUACGCGCAAUGUCAUAAUCGUAACGGCGGCGCGGUUUGCUCAUGUUUACCUAGUUACAUAGGUAGUCCACCAAAUUGCCGCCCCGAAUGCGUUGUACAUUCCGAUUGUCCAUCGAAUCGUGCCUGCAUCAAUGAGAAGUGUCGUGAUCCAUGUCCUGGUUCAUGUGGUUUUAACGCAAUUUGUAAUGUACUCAAUCAUGUACCCAACUGCGUCUGUCCAACUGGCUAUGUAGGUGAUCCAUUCAGUAGCUGUCAACCAGAGCCACCCCAACCGGUGCAACGUGAGCCCAUCAAACAGGAUCCUUGUGUGCCAUCGCCUUGUGGUGCGAAUGCUGCUUGUAGUGGAAACGGCGUGUGUACUUGCCUGCCCGAAUAUCAUGGAGAUCCAUACAGUGGUUGCCGUCCAGAAUGCGUACUAAAUAGCGAUUGCGCCCGUGACCGUGCUUGUAUCAAUCAAAAAUGUAAAGACCCAUGCCCGGGUACUUGUGGCACGCUUGCGCUCUGCAAUGUUAUAAACCACGUACCGAUGUGUUCAUGUCCAGCUGGCAUGACAGGCAAUGCGUUUGUUUAUUGCGAAAGCAUACCAAGUAAUAUAGAAAUCAACGCUUUCAACCGGACUAUGCAAACUCACAUUCUUCCAAUUUCAGUCGUCGAACCGCCACCGCCCAUAAACCCCUGUCAACCUUCUCCUUGUGGUCCUGAUGCACAGUGUCGCGCGUCUAAUCAACAAGCCAUCUGCUCUUGCCUACCAGGUUAUAUUGGCGCACCACCAUCUUGUCGUCCCGAGUGUGUUUCCAAUUCCGAAUGUGCUUUGGAUAAGUAUUGUUUGAAUCAGCGUUGCCAAGAUCCGUGCGCCGGUACCUGCGGUUUACGUGCCGUCUGUCAUGUUCAAAAUCAUAGCCCAAUAUGUGCCUGUCCACCACGUUACACCGGUGAUCCGUUCAUUUCCUGUCAGCCAAUAAGUACUAUGCGCUCGCACUUUACACUCACAAAUAUUCAACUAAACAUCAUCUUCAAACCUAUUACAGUUAUACCCAAACCGGCACCAAUAAGCGACGUAACGCCUACAAAUCCAUGCCAACCAUCACCUUGCGGACCGAACUCAGAAUGUACCGCCACUGCGAAUGGCGCACAAUGUACUUGCUUACGUGAUUUCAUUGGCACUGCUCCGCACUGCCGUCCCGAAUGCGUAACAAGUGCUGAGUGUGCCUCGGACAGGGCGUGCAUCAAUCGCAAAUGCGCAGAUCCCUGUCCGGGUUCGUGUGGUGUUGCAGCCGAGUGUCGUGUGUUGGCGCACAGCGCAAUGUGUUACUGUCCAAGCGGAUAUACUGGCGAUCCUUUCUCUACAUGCGUUAAGCAACAGGAACCACCAACGGAGGUGGCUUUACCUUGCAGUCCCAGCCCUUGUGGUCCAAACGCAAUUUGCCAACCACGUAAUGGCAUUAGCGUUUGUCAAUGUUUACCGGACUAUUUCGGUAAUCCUUAUGAAGCUUGUCGUCCUGAAUGUGUUAGGAAUUCGGACUGUUCAGCGGACAAAGCUUGCCGAAACCAGAAGUGCCGUGAUCCAUGUCCCGGCACUUGUGGUUCGCAGGCGACUUGUCAAGUCGUCAAUCAUAUACCGAACUGCGCCUGCCUGCCAGGCUAUCGCGGCGAUCCAUAUACACGUUGUGAAAUUGUGCAGGCAGAACCUGAACCACCCGUCAAAGUAAGUCCCUGCCAACCAUCACCAUGUGGCGCCAACGCACAGUGUCGCGAAUCAAAUGGUCAAGCCGUUUGCUCGUGUCUACCGGAGUUUGUUGGCACCCCACCCACUUGUCGUCCGGAAUGUGUCGUCAGCUCAGAGUGUCCAUCCGACAAAGCAUGCAUCAACCAGAAAUGUAAAGAUCCCUGUCCAGGCGCUUGUGGCUUAAACGCCGAAUGUCAUGUACAUAACCAUAGUCCACUGUGUGCUUGUAAGGCUGGUUAUACCGGCGAAGCCUUCACCAGCUGCCAGCGUAUACCACCACCACGUACCCCAGAACCGCCACAAGCAGAUGUCAAUCCAUGCAUACCGUCGCCUUGUGGCCCAUACGCACAAUGUCGUGAAGUUAAUGGUGCCGCUACAUGCAGCUGUUUGACGAACUACAUUGGCGCGCCACCCAACUGUCGUCCGGAAUGUACAAUAAAUGCGGAAUGUGCCAGCAAUAUGGCCUGUAUUAACGAACGUUGUCGCGAUCCAUGUCCCGGUUCAUGUGGAUUUUCUGCGCUUUGUAAUGUAAUAUAUCAUACACCCAGCUGUUCUUGUCCCGUUGGCUACACCGGUGAUCCGUUUACCAGCUGUCGUCCAUUACCACCACCGCCACCAGCACCAAAACCAGCGGAACCUGUGGAUCCAUGCAUCCCUUCACCAUGUGGUGCAAAUACUGUCUGCAAUAACGGGCAAUGUUCCUGCAUACCGGAAUAUCAUGGCGAUCCCAUCAUCGGUUGUCGUCCAGAAUGUGUGCUUAACGCGGAUUGUCCACGUGACCGCGCUUGUGUGCGUAAUAAAUGUGUAGACCCAUGUCCAGGUACAUGCGGCCAACGCGCGCUCUGCGACGUCGUCAACCACAUACCAAUGUGUCGCUGUCCAGAACGUAUGACUGGUAAUGCAUUUGUCGCUUGCGAUCCAGUUCCUGAAGUGGAGUUGAAGAAUCCAUGCCAGCCAUCGCCUUGCGGUCCCAAUUCACAGUGUAUUGAACGUGGUGGCAAUGCCAUUUGCUCUUGUAUUACUGGUUACUUCGGUAAUCCACCAAACUGUCGCCUCGAGUGUUAUAGCAGUUCGGAUUGUGCACAAAUACACGCGUGUAUUAAUAAUAAAUGUGUUGAUCCUUGCCCAGGUCAAUGUGGUCUAAACGCCGAGUGUCAGGCUGUGCAGCAUCGCGCACACUGCGAAUGUAUACGCGGUUAUACCGGUAAUCCAUAUUCACUUUGUACGAGACCAGAAAUACGACAAGAACCACCUGCAAUACAGAACCCUUGUAUACCAUCUCCUUGCGGUCCUAAUGCUCAAUGUAGUGACGUAAAGGGACAGCCACGUUGCUCUUGUCUGGCCGACUUUAUUGGUACACCGCCAAAUUGUCGCCCAGAAUGCUCUAGUAAUGACGAUUGUCCUAACAACUUGGCUUGCAUCAACCGCAAAUGUCGUGACCCAUGUCCCGGUUCGUGUGGUUUGAAUGCCAAUUGUCUUGUGACCCUGCAUAUACCCAAUUGUCAUUGCCCAGUUGGCAUGACCGGCGAUCCCUUCCGCGUAUGUUAUGAGGCUCCAAAAAUAUUACCACCACCACCGAAACAGGAACCACGUGAUCCUUGCCGUCCAUCACCAUGCGGCCCGAACAGCGAAUGCCGUGGACGUGACGAUAGCUACACCUGCUCAUGUAUUAAUGAUUACAUUGGUAAUCCGUAUGAAGGUUGCCGUCCCGAAUGUAUUGGCAAUUCUGAGUGUUCCUCGAAUCGUGCUUGCAUACGCAACAAAUGCGCCGAUCCUUGUCCAGGCACUUGUGGGGUUGAGGCGCUUUGCACCAUCCACAAUCACAUUCCGAUUUGCUCUUGCCCCACUGGCUACAGUGGCAAUGCUUUCGUCCAGUGUUCACCGAUUGUAAUAGAACACAUACCACAGGAACGUCGUGAUCCAUGCUACCCAACACCGUGCGGCAUAAAUACGGUAUGCAAAGUACAACGUGAUCAGGCUGUUUGUGAAUGUCUACCAGGCUUCUUUGGCAAUCCACAAGGACAGGGUUGUCGUCCCGAAUGUACACUCAGCUCAGACUGUGCCAAGGAUAAGGCUUGUGUCAAUUCCAAAUGUGUCGAUCCAUGUCCCGGCGUCUGCGGUUAUGGCGCACAAUGCCAGACCGCCAAUCACAACCCAAUAUGUAGUUGUCCCAGUCCAAUGGUUGGCAAUCCGUUCGUUGAAUGUCAUGCACCACCGCAACCGAUCGAUCCAUGCAAUCCAUCACCAUGCCGCAGCAAUGGCAUAUGCCAGGUUAUCAAUGGUGCUGCCACUUGCACGUACCCCGAAUGUGUAACCAAUGAGGAUUGCUCACGUAAUCGUGCUUGUAUCAAUCAGAAAUGUCGCGAUCCAUGUAUUAAUGCUUGCGGUGUCAAUGCGAUCUGUAACGCCAUCAAUCAUAAGGCGGUAUGUACCUGUCCAACCGGUUACUAUGGCUCACCGUUUAACCAAUGUCUUCGACAAAUGGAGGAAAUACCAGCACCACGACCGGAAUGUACCACCGACGCGGAAUGCUCGAACGACAAGGCGUGCGUCAAUCAAGCUUGUCAAAAUCCAUGCGAACUCUCGAAUAUUUGUGGCACAAACGCGCGCUGUCACGUGCAAUUGCACAGACCACUUUGUGUCUGUAAUGAAGGUUACACCGGCAAUGCUUUCAGUUAUUGCCAUGUCAUCGGCUGUCGCUCAGACGAGGAAUGUCCCGCCACAGAAGCCUGCAUCAACAAACAAUGUACCGAUCCUUGUCCGUACACACAGUGCGGCACGAACGCCAUCUGUCGCGCCGACUACAAUCACAAGGCACGCUGUCACUGCCCCGACGGUUAUCGCGGCAAUCCAUUGGUGCGCUGUGAACGACCGGAAUGCACACGCGACGACGAAUGCGCCUUCAAUUUGGCCUGUAAGAAUGAACGUUGCGAAGAUCCAUGCAAUUGUGGUGUUGGCGCCCAAUGCCGUGUCGACAAUCAUCGCGCACAAUGUCGCUGCCCGCCUGGCUACAGUGGCAAUCCGCUGGUUAGCUGUGUACUCGAAGAACCUAAAGUGGCACCACAAUGCACCAUGGAUGCGGACUGUACCAGCAAAUUGGCCUGCUUCAAUGGCGAAUGUAAGAAUCCGUGCGCGGUAACGCAACCAUGUGGCGCAAAUGCUAUUUGCUCGGUAGUGGACACGUUGCCGUUGCGUACUAUGAUCUGUCAAUGCGAACCCGGUUAUGUGGGUGAUGCGGAUGUGGGUUGUCGUAAAGAACCCGCACGUGAUCAUGGUUGCCAAUCGAAUAGCGAAUGUCAAGAUACGGAAGCCUGCCGCAAUGGCGCCUGUGUAAAUCCUUGUAUUGAUGCCUCACCUUGCGCCCGCACAGCCGAGUGCUUAGCUCAGCGUCAUCGCGCCGUCUGCAGUUGUCCACAGGGCACACAGGGUGAUCCAUUCACAAACUGUUACCAACCACCGGAAAUAACGGCGGGCUGUAAACAAGAUUCGGAGUGUCCGUCAACAACGGCCUGCAUCAAUCAACGCUGUCAAGAUCCUUGCGCUGAGGCGAAUCCAUGUGCUGGCAACGCGGAAUGUCGUGUACGCAACUCGCGUCCAAUAUGCUCUUGCCCCGCCGGCUGGGGUGGUGAUCCGCAAGUACAAUGCUACAAACCGGAAUGCAAGAUAAAUGCGGACUGUCCCUACGAUAAGGCUUGUAUAAAUGAGAAUUGUGUAAAUCCUUGCAGUUAUGGCGACGUACGUUGCGGCACUGGCGCUCAAUGCGCACCACAAAACCACCAAGCUGUCUGCAUAUGUCCGCCGGGCACACAAGGCAAUCCGUUUGUCUCGUGUAUCACCGGUCACUGCCAAUACAACGAGGAUUGCGCCGAUCAUGAGGCUUGCGAUCGCUUGAAUCGCGUUUGUCGUCCGGUUUGCGAUGAGGACACCUGCGCGCUGAAUGCCAUUUGCACUGGCAGACGUCAUCAGCCGCAAUGCGAAUGCCGACCGGGCUAUAGAGGCAAUCCAUUUGUACAGUGCGAUGUGCCACGCGAGCCACCAACUAAAGUGGAACCCGAAUGUAAACAGGAUGCUGAUUGUCCAUCUCAAUUGGCUUGUAUUAAUCAGCGUUGCGCCAAUCCUUGCGCCACACCACAUGUUUGCACGCCACAACAGACCUGUCACGUAUUGGAUACGCUACCUUUGCGUACCAUGAUCUGCAAGUGUCCGAGCGAUACGAUCACCGAUAAUUCGGGUAAUUGCGUACCAAUCAAACAUGAAGUAGUCAGCGGUUGUCAGAACAACGAUGAAUGCGGUAACACCGAGGUCUGCCAACGUGGUGUGUGUAUCGACGCUUGCCGCUUGGAACGCUGCGGUGUAAAUGCGCAAUGUCGCUCACGCGAUCACUAUGCCGAAUGCACAUGUGCACGUGGCUACGAAGGUAAUCCACGUGUUGAGUGCCAGUUAAUCGUACACGAACAGCCGAAAACACCGAACGCUGAAUGCACAAAGAACGAUGACUGUCCCUAUGAUAAGACGUGUAAGAAUGAACGCUGUGUAAAUCCUUGUGUGGAAGAUUCUUGUGGACGCGGUGCCUAUUGCCAUGUACAAAAUAGAGAACCGGUAUGCCGUUGCCCAAGCGGUUUCACCGGCGAUGCGCGCGUUGCUUGUGUACCACCGCCAGAUGUCUCUACGAUAGGUUGCAAAUCCAAUUCCGAUUGCUCUCUUAGUGAAUCUUGCGUCAAUGAACGUUGCAUUAAUCCUUGCAAUUGUGGUCCGAACGCCGAGUGUAUUGUACGUAAUCACCACCCGGUUUGCUACUGUCAACCUGGCUACUCUGGCAAUGCACAAUUCGGUUGUGUACAAAUUGGCUGCCAAUCGGACGAUGAAUGUUCAUCGGAUCAACAAUGCGUGAAUCGUGAAUGCGUGAAUCCUUGUUUGAUCAGUGAUCCGUGCGCGCUCAAUGCCGAAUGCUUUGGUCGUAAUCAUCGCGCCACCUGUCGCUGUCCUGCCGGCUUGGAAGGUGAUCCGUUCCAACGUUGUGUACGCGUCGAAUGUCACUCAGACUAUGACUGCGCUACGAAUCAAGCAUGCGUACGAAAUCAAUGUGUGAACCCCUGUCAAGAUAGCCCAUGCGCACAAAAUGCCAUUUGUCAAGCAUUGCAACAUCGCGCCGUUUGCCGCUGCCCCGAGACUAUGCCGCUCGGCAACCCUUACGCUUAUUGUGAACGCCGUCCUGUAGAACCAGUUUGUCGCGACGAUGGCGAUUGCCCAAGUCGCUUGGCUUGCAUCGAUAGUAAAUGUCAGAACCCAUGUACCAUACUCUCACCAUGCGCAAGCUCCGCAAAAUGCAGUGUACUGGAUAGUGUGCCUGUACGCACUAUGGUAUGCGAAUGCCCCGAAUCAUAUGUCCCGGAUGCGCGAGGUGAAUGUAAACCGAUCGUACUGCAGAGUCCACCAGGCUGCAGUAGUGAUGCCGACUGUCCGGAUCAAGAGGCUUGUAUCAACCGUCAGUGCCGAAACCCAUGCAACUGUGGCACCAACGCAAUUUGUCAAGUACAAAAUCAUCGCGCCACAUGCUCUUGCCAAGACGGUUAUGAAGGCAAUCCCUAUGCUUUCUGUCGCACCAUUGGCUGUCGCAUAGAUAGUGAAUGUGACUCCGGUAAGGCCUGUAUCAACGGCAACUGUAUUAAUCCCUGCUUAGUGAAUGAUCCUUGCGGUGUCAACGCUGAAUGCUAUGUGCAAUCUAACACCGCUAUGUGUCGCUGCAAGAGUGGUUAUCGUGGUAAUGCUUACGAGCGUUGUCGCGUCAUUGGUUGUCUAACGAAUAACGAUUGCCCCUCUGACAAGAUGUGUCAAAAUGAACAGUGCGUCAAUCCUUGUAUUUACCACAAUACUUGCUCACCACGCGCCGAGUGCCGCCCGCAAAACCAUUUGGCUGUCUGUCGCUGUCCCGCUGGCUUCCUGGGCAAUCCAUACGUGGACUGCCGUCCAGAACCACAACCUAUGUGCAGAGUAGACACAGAUUGCCCAGCGCGCUUGGCAUGCAUCAACGAUGAGUGUGUUGAUCCUUGUCUCACUCUGGAACCAUGCAACCGUCCAGCACAAUGUGAAGUGACACCAACGUCGCCUGUACGUACUAUGAUCUGCGUCUGCCCCGACGGCUACAUUAGCAGCGGCAGUGGCACCUGCAAACCAACAAAGACAAUUGUGGAAGUAGGCGGUUGUAUAGCCGAUUCAGAAUGUGCCACAGAUAAAUCCUGCGUAAAUGGUAUCUGUCGCGAUCCCUGCAAUUGUGGCUUGAACGCUGAAUGCCGCAUUAAGGACCAUAAACCGGUAUGUACUUGUCGUCAAGGUUACGAGGGUAACCCUGAAUUCGAAUGUUCCAAGAUUGAAUGCGCUAUAAAUUCGGACUGUCCAUCUACGCACGCCUGUCGCAAUCAACUUUGUGUGCCCGUUUGCCAAGGUGAACAAUGCGGCACAAAUGCCGAAUGUCUAGCAGUUGAUCACCGCGCUGUAUGUGAAUGUAUACCCGGCUUCCGUGGCAAUGCACGCAUCGCCUGUACACCACUUGGCUGUCGUACCGACGGUGAAUGUCCAUCAGAUAAGGCGUGUGUCAAUGGCAAAUGUGAGAACCCAUGCGAUACAAAGGCGAUCUGUGCAUAUGACGAAAUUUGCAAGGUCUACAACCACCAACCAGAAUGUGCCUGUCCACCGGGUACUAUUGCGCGACGCAACGGCUGUGAACCGCUACGUGACAUACCGAUUUGCCGCUACGAUGGCGACUGUCCAAGCCAAACUGCCUGUAUACGUGGCGAAUGCGUCAAUCCAUGCAAUGCAACACAUCCUUGUGGCGUUAAUGCCGACUGUCGUGUCUUAGAUACUGUGCCAGUGCGCACAAUGAUCUGCGAAUGUUUGGAGGGAUACACCGGUAAUGCGGCCAUACAGUGUGACAAACGCUCAUUGUGUGUGAUCGAGAAAGGCUUCGUACGCGAUGUCGACGGUCAAUGUGUCUGCCCGCCAGGCACUGCUUUGGACAUAUACGAAUAUUGCGCGCCCUGCCUGCCAGAACAAGGCUUCAAGAUCGACGAAAAUGGACGCUGUGUAUGUGCGUUGGAGCGUGGUAUGGUCAUCGAUGAACGUGGACGCUGUAUCUGCCCGACAGAUCAUGGAUAUCGACUCACACCAGCAGGCGAAUGCAUAGCAGAAGACCAACCUGGCUGUGAAACAAACGAAGACUGUGCAGACAAUCGCUUCUGCAACACACGUACGAAGACCUGUGAGGAUCCUUGUCUGCAAAAGGUUUGCGGCGUAAAUGCCUUCUGUAAUGCCAUCAAUCAUCGUGCACAAUGUCAAUGCAUCACCGGCUACACCGGCAAUCCAGAGCUUAUCUGCAAUCACACCAACUUCCGUACAGACUUCCCACGUCCCGAUAUGUUAGUCAGCUGCCUGGCUGAUGGUGUACAAGUCGAAAUACAUAUUACCGAACCCGGCUUUAAUGGCGUACUCUACGUGAAGGGUCAUAGCAAGGAUGAAGAAUGUCGUCGUGUGGUGAAUUUAGCUGGCGAAAGUGUACCGCGUACGGAAAUCUUCCGCGUACACUUCGGCAGCUGCGGCAUGCAAGCAGUUAAGGAUAUUGCAAGCUUCGUGCUGGUCAUACAGAAGCAUCCGAAAUUGGUUACAUACAAGGCGCAAGCUUACAACAUUAAAUGUGUCUACCAGACCGGUGAGAAGAACGUCACAUUGGGUUUCAAUGUGUCCAUGCUAACCACAGCGGGCACAAUUGCCAACACUGGCCCGCCGCCAAUCUGUCAGAUGCGCAUCAUAACGCAUGAAGGUGAAGAGAUCAACUCUGCGGAGAUUGGUGACAAUCUGAAACUGCAAGUUGACGUCGAGCCAGCAACAAUCUAUGGUGGCUUCGCCCGUUCCUGCAUUGCCAAAACAAUGGAGGAUAACAUUGAGAACGAGUAUAUUGUCACCGAUGAGAAUGGUUGCGCUACAGAUGCGUCAAUCUUUGGCGAAUGGGAAUACAAUCCCGAUACCAACAGCCUGAUGGCUAACUUCAAUGCCUUCAAAUUCCCCUCAAGCGAUAACAUACGCUUCCAAUGUAACAUACGUGUCUGCUUCGGUAAAUGUCAACCGGUUAACUGUCGCGGCUACAAUGCAUUCGGACGUAGAAGACGUCGUGCUAUUGCCGAUAAUUCCACCGACACAACAGCGGUGGCGACCAACACCGGCAUGGAGGGACAACUGCGCGAGGAGAUAACAAUUUCAUCGAAUGCCAUCUUGACAUUCGAAAAGCGCAGCGGACCGGGCAUCAAUGAUGCGAACAUCAAACCGGCGGCACAACGCGUCGAAGACAUUUGCGUCUCCAUGGUGGGUCUCAUUAUAGCGCUCGUCAUCACUGCUUUACUGGCGUUGGUAGCGGUCGCCGUAGCCGUCUCCUGUUGGCUGAUGGCCUACCGCCGACGACCCAAAACACUAGCACCGCUACCACAUCCGCCAGAGUUCCCCAAUCCGCUAUUCGCGAAUCCCGAAGCUGUGCCAGAACCCACACCCGAUUAUCUAUCAUAAGCAAUGAUAAACGAGUAAAUAUGCAAAUAGUAAAUAGUUUAGUUAAGAAAUUAAUUGAAUGCAAGUAAAUUAGAAUUUAGUAAAGAAAUAAUGUAUAGAAAUUGAAAUAUUUGAGAAGCACGUGCAAAAAGUUGAGAGCACUAAUUAUAGAUAAUAUGAGAGCAGCUAUUUGCUAUAAAAAAUAUUUGAAAACGUGCAAAGAAAAACAAAAGUGUCAAGAAGCAGCAUAAUUGCUGAAGAACAAGAAUAAUCAAAUGAAAACUGGAUGGUCAAAAUUUGCUAGAAACAUGAUACUAAAUGUAAUAUAAUAAAUGUAUAGGAUACAACUUCUCAACUCACCAUGACAUUCCUAAGGAGCGUAGCCGAGGUUAGUUAGACGACCGGCUACACGCUCGUAUUAUAACUAAUAUGAGAAUUUCAAGUAGCUUUUGGCAAUUUAUGGCAAAAGAGAGUAUGCGAAAACUGCAAAAAAGAAGAAAAAAGAAAAUAUUUUUUAUUUGAGUGACUUUGUACAGAUUUAAUUUAAAGAAAGAAAAUUUUAAUAUUUUUUUAAGUACUCUUAGUAGCAGCCAAUUUUAUGAAAAUGUAGCUAGAAAAAAAAAAUAACUAAGAACAACUGCCAAAGCUAUAACACUGCUAACGUUUAGAGGAUAAACAUAUAAAGAGGAGGAGCGAAAAGGCAUUUCGCAUAAUUGCAGAAGCAAGAGAUAUCGGGAAAGGAAGCCAGUUCAACAAAGCUUAUACAGAUUUAGCGAAGCUACGAAGGAAUUCUCGUCUAACAAUACAACUUCUUCAUUAGUCGAAAUACACACAAACACACAUAUAAUACACAAACACACACGCAAUAAAGCAAUUGCGCUGCCACUUACCUAUACAAACUACCUAUAUAUUAUAGCAAUUAAGUGAGCGACUUGUCUUCCUAUAAAAAACGAAACGAAAGUAGUUACAUACAUAUAUAGUAUAGCAGAACUGUGUAGGUGGUGGGGUACUUCGACAUUAAAGCUCUAUAUUUAUACAUAUAUGCACUUGUAUUAUAGCAAAAAAACUGCACUCAAACUAAGUAAAUAGUUACAUAUAUAUAUAUAUAUGAAUAUGUAUGUAUGUAGUUAUAUAAACACCUUUCCUAUUAUUUUAAAAGAAGUAACCAAGAAACUGCCCUUAGAGACGAAGCAUAAGCAGAGAAUUUGAAAAAAACAAAAAUACUCCAUUGCACAGGCAGCAAGGCAGUGUGCAGAAAAAACGCUUUACGCUUAAAAAAUAACAGAAAACCAAUUAGGUGGCAACUCUUCUAUAAAAAUUUACAAAUGUUGAAUGUAAAACGAAAAUCGAAAUUUCAAACACUCAAAACAAGCAUUCAAAAUGUUUAUUUAUUUUUGUACAACAAAUAAAUAAAACUAACAGUACCUUGUGGUAACACACACAAGUAGUAAGCAUUCAAAAAAACUGGAGAAAGUGCGCGAAUAGCGUUUGUAACGUUUGUAAAGGAAGAGCCGAAGUUGCCCCAACACUGCCUUUGUCAUGUAAAAUUUCUGAUUGAAAGAAUUUACAUAUAAUUUUGACGCAUAAGUUAAAGUUAGCAACAACCAUAUAGCUGCCUAAGAGAAGAAAACGGUACAUUUUAAAUAAAAAUAUAUAUUUUUGCUACUUAAUAUUUCUUCCUACUCCCCAAAAAGCGACUAAUGGAGAAUUUGCCUAAAUAAUUUUAUUAUUAUUAUUAUAAUUAUUAUUAUUAUAUAAAAAACGAUUAUAUAUUUAAUGCGUAUUAUUAACUUUUUUGUAUUAAACAGCUAAUUAACAUAUUUAAAUUAACAGAAGCGUGUUAGUCAAGUGCGUUAAAGUAAAAAUAAUUAUUAUAUUUUUAAUUUAAACUUUUUUGUUCUUUUUUUUAGUUUCAUUGUUUUUAAUAAUUUAUAAUAUUUUGUAUGCUUGUUGUGAUUGCGAAAUGCGUAAGCAGAGAGAAGCAAACUUUAAGUUAAAAUAAUUGAAUAAAACAAAACGCGAAAUAUGUACUAUAUAUGAAAAGUAUACUAAAACACAACUAAAAAAAUUAAAUAAAAAUAAAAAUAAAAAAAAAAAUUAAUUAAAAAUUAAAAAAAAAAAACUAUAAAAAAUAUGCAUGCGCGCCUAACCUUAAAAUACACGCUGGCAACACUGCGAAACUCACCGCAAGCGCGCACAACUUUGCAGCGAAAAUUUGGCUGUGCGCUUUUGCGGCGAAUUCGCGCAGCCGUUGCGAGCGUGUGUCUCUGAAAAAGCUUGCGUUGCAUUAAUUUGCAUGAAAAAUUAAAAACUAUAUAGAUAUAUAUAUAUAAACGAAGCAUACAAAAAAAUCGAAAUGUAUAGUCACUACUUUAAGUUAAAUUUUUACUUUCAACUUUAAAAUAAUUUUAUUAAAAAAAAAAACAAGAACAAAUUACACACACACACACACACCGAAAGACACAAAGUGAAAGAAAAAAAAAACAAAAACAAAACAC
This is a messenger RNA of Bactrocera neohumeralis, 55213 nucleotides long. RefSeq lists its product as uncharacterized. The record is from RefSeq and is a predicted model, not a curated record. NCBI's taxonomy places the organism in Eukaryota, Metazoa, Arthropoda, Insecta, Diptera, Tephritidae. Gene Ontology annotation, molecular function: calcium ion binding.